GGAGGUCAUGCUGAAAUGUCGGACGGCCGCGACUCUCCGUCGCAGAGCGGUCUCCGCGACCGCGUCAGCUUCUUCGAGAGAGUGUGGUCCGGACGUACCAAGAGAGACUCAGUGGAAGCUACUACUGACGUGGAUGAAAUAGAACGUAAAAUAGAACAACGCAAGCGGCGGCCGGAGUCGCCGAAAAUUGAAGUGAAGUUGAAACAUACGCGCGACACCCAGUCGCCGUCUAAGAGUUUCGACACACCAUUCCCUAAUUUGAAGUUGCGGCAUGUCGAGCCUGAGGAGACGGCGGAACGUCAGGUCGAGGAGGGCGACCUGGCGGCCGGAGUGCGUUUCGUCAGGUUCGAGAGGGUCACGGUCAAGAAGACGGUCACCGAGGUGAAGUCCGAAGACCGGCCCGACUCGCCCCACGAGUGGUACUCGGAGUACAAGCACCACACCCUACACACAGCUCCCAGAAAGGACUACGUCCGGAGCAAAUCGGAAUACGAUUCUCACAUCGCAGAAAUACGAGAUGAACAGGAGAGAGUACAAAAGAAGACGUUUGUUAAUUGGAUAAAUUCCCACUUAUCGAAGCGUAUACCUCCCAUGCGGAUUGACGACCUCAUAUACGACUUACGAGAUGGCACCAAACUACUGGCGCUACUUGAAGUAUUAUCCGGAGAGAAACUGCCGAUGGAGCGCGGUCGAGUCCUCCGUCGUCCUCACUUCCUUUCGAACGCGAACACGGCUCUUCGUUUCCUUGCCGGCAAGAGGAUCAAGCUGGUCAACAUCAACGCAGCCGAUCUAGUGGACGGGAGACCAGCAGUCGUCCUUGGACUCAUAUGGACUAUCAUACUCUACUUCCAGAUCGAAGAGAACAGUCGCGCCCUGGAAUACCUCAGCGGGUCGAGGUGUGCGUCCGCUAUGUCCCAGGAAUCCGCCCCACGAGCCGAGGAAAGGUGGAAGCAAGGCGCCAAGAAGACGCUGCUGCAGUGGGUCGCUAACGCACUGCCCAAGGACUCUAAUAUUCAAGUAUCUGACUUCGGCCCGUCCUGGCGAGACGGGGUCGCCUUCUUAGCUAUCAUCGACGCCAUCAAGGCAAACCUCAUCAAUUUAGCAGAAAUGAAGAGGAAGACUAACAGACAGCGACUCGAACACGCUUUCGACCUGGCUGAAAACGAGCUGGGUAUUGCCAAACUAUUGGACGCCGAGGAUGUAGAUGUGGAUAAACCUGACGAGAGAUCCAUCAUGACCUAUGUAGCGCAGUUCCUACACAAGUACCCAGAACCGAAGACGACCGGUCCGGACGCAGUCGCCGCGGUUCAAGAAGAAUACGAAUUAUUACGAGCCUGGCUGACGGAGAGGGUUAGCGUUUUGACGCGUCACUUCGAAACCAGAACCUUGUCAAGAAAUUACGAAGACUACGUCAGGGCUGAAGCCGAUAGACGCUCCAGAGAACCUGGAUAUCUCAAGCUGGAAAAGCUCAUGUACGCCCAAAGUCAUGUGGCUAUCGCACCUCGCUCCUGGAGAGAGCUGGUCGAUCUGUGGAUCGAAUUGGAGAGACUGCAUAGGAGAUGGCUUUGGAUGCUGGAUUCAGAUCUUCCUGGUGAUUUCAGGAAUAUAGGCGAAUGGCUUGCGAAAGCCGAAUAUUUACUGUAUUUUGACGAGCUACCAACUGCUUUAGACGAUAGAACGGCGGCCAUCAUUAGCGAAAAGCUAGAGGAACAUAGCAACUUCUUUGCCGAUUUACCCGAUGUUUUAGAUAGAUUUGAAGCGGCUUUGAGAUCACCGGAAGCUUCCAGGAUACCUGCUGAAAGGUUACAGGAUAUGAAGGAGCGUCUGGAGAUAGUACAUAGUAGAGCUCCUCAGAGGAAAUCAAGAUUAAAGUACUUGGAACACAAGUGCUGCAUUGUUGCUUUCACAGAAUUGACGAAGUCCAAGCUUGCCACGUGGACUGGCAAGUACGGCCGUAUCGAAAAUGUAAGAGCCUUAUUGGAUGACUAUGACAACUUUGUAACAAAAAACAAAAUAUUCCAAGAAUUUGAUAGAGCUUACAUUGAUAUUAAGCAAGUGGCUGAAGAGUACAAAAAAGUCUGCAAAGUCGAUAGGACAGAGGCGAGGGAAAUUGACACUUUUUUGAAAGAGGUCGCUGAAAACUGGCGCAGGGUGGCUUCUGAUGUAAGAUGUUCGAGAAGUGUCCUGGAAGAAGUUAUCGCUCACUGGGAGCGAUGGACUUCUCUAUCAGAUCAGUUCACUCAGUGGCUUGAUAGGGCACAACAUAUGCUGAGAGUGUCAGAAGACGAAAGAUUAGAAUUCUUCCAAGAUUUAACAGUUUGGAAAGAAAAGCAUCAACUCCUUGGUGACGCUGCUGGUUUCUUGGCAGCAACAUGCUCAGACGAUAUAACUUCGGAAAUCAAGAGAAAAUAUGUAGAAAUUACUGAACGCUGGGAACGGAUUUGGGAGGAAGCUGAGCGCUACGUCCGCGGUGGCGACGUUCUCCGUCAUCGACGCGAGUUGGCUCAGGGGAUUCAGAAAUUAGACGUCUGGCUCACGGCGGCGGAUAACCUACUGGCCUCUAAGCCACGAGGCACCACCGACGAUAUUCAGACAUAUAUAAACCGCCUCCUGCAGCUAAAUGAGGAGAUCGAGGAACAUGAGGAGCUUUUCAAGUCUAUUAGCAGAACCUUCCAAACGGCAAUCGCCGAUCUCCCUCGCGACGAAGUGGAAGCCAAUAUGUCUAAGUUGAAGCAGCAGAAGGAGGCACUGGUGUACGUCAGGGCCACGGUUCCGGUGAAGUUGCACCAGCAUAGACAGCUGCUGGUUCAGCAUGAAUCGCUGGAGAGUGGACAGAAGGAGAUCGGACGUUGGCUCGAUAAGGCAGAGGACACUCUCCGUAGUAUGGAGACCAGGCGUGAGGUGAUAGAAGAAUGUUAUGAGGUCCACCGAAGCUUCUUCUCCCGUACUACCUACUAUCGUUCUAUGUUGGAGAGCAAGAACAAGGUGUUUCAGAACAUCGUCAGCAGUGCGGACACUGACCGCAGCGCUGACGUGACGGAUCAGAUACGACUGAUGAAGGACCUCAACGACCGUUUCGCCCAAGUAUCAUCAGACGCGACUCGUAAAGAAGCAGAACUUCAACGUUUGGUUCGGGCUUGGGAAGAAUUCGACGAGAAAGCCAGAACUGUACGGGAGUGGACCUCUAGGGCUGAAGCGCUCCUGGCCGAUAAUAGGAUCGAUUCUAAACAAGCCGUGGACUUCCAUAAGCGAUUCUUCCAGGAGGCCGACGAGAGAGCCGUUUCAGAACUGGUCAGAUCUGGACGAGAGUUGAUUGAGCUGGUAAGCGAACCAGAAAGACCUUCGGUGGUGGAGACAGUGGAGCAGUUGCAGCGUCGCUGGAGAGAGUUGCUGCAAGCGGCGCCGGCGCACCUCAUGCGACUGGAGUUCAGGCUGGACGAGGCCGUGUUACAGCACACCGUCAAGGAAAUAGACAAGGAGAUUGUCUACGAAGAGCAGGCCUAUAACCAAAGCGAUGACGCGGAUGGUAUUCUUAUCAGGAACGAGGAAUACUUCCGUAACCAAGGGAAGAUCAUGCAGGUUGAACAAUGUCUGCAGAAUUUAAAGAAGAUAUCUCAAAGCUACACCCAACAGACUGGAGACAAUUCUUUGGAAGAAGAAUUAAGGAAAUGCGAACAAAUGUGGGAAGCCACAGUUCACAGAGUAGAGCACUUUAGACAACAGCUACAGAGGAUUCCUGCUAAGUGGGAUGCUUAUAGAGAAAAGUUCAGGGAGAUGGAGAUGUGGAUGGACCACGUCGACAAGACUAUGGACAGUAUUGUCAGAGAAGUUGAUUCCGCUGAGGCAUUUGAACGAGAGAAAACCAUCUUCCAGAACAUUUGCCGCGAAGCUGAUAGAAAACGGGAAGAUAUGAAGUGGCUCGUCCAAACACUGGAUAUGCUUUCGAACCAUUGUUCUGAUGCUGAAGCUCAGGAGGAACAGCUGCGAUUGGAGAACCUUAUCGCCAGAUACAAGAACCUAAUUCCAACAAUAGAGAUUACUAUGAUAAAGACAGAAACAUACACUCGCUGUUACACUUAUCGUAGAGAAGUUCACGAAGUCAUAUGUAUUCUUGAGGGUGCCAAAGAACAAGCUAGGGUUGAACCAGAUUUGCAAUCGCUACAACAUGUAGAACAAUUAGUCCUCGAACAGCAGGCUGCGGUACAGAAGUUAGACAGGCAACGUCCGUCUGUAAUGUCAAUGCUUCACAGAGGAAAGGAACUUAUUAAGGAUGCUAAUGCUCCAGCCUUCGUGAGAGAGGAUGUAAGGAAUCUGGAAACAGGAUGGAAUACCGCUUAUGAGACGAAUACUGAAAAACUCCACAAACUUAGAGACACACAGAAGGUGUGGUCCAAUUACGAAUACCAAAAGGAAGAUUUACUUUCAGAUAUCAAUAAAAUAGAAAGCUUCGUUGCUCAUCCAGGGUUAGAACUUGGAGUUUCUAACAUAAACCGGGAACUACAAGAGACCAAAUCAAUCAGUACGGAUUUGGAACGCGCUAAAGGCGAAAAACUGCCUCAGUUACAACAAUCCUAUGCUGAGUUGCAGUCUCUUACAUCUAAUAAACCUAAACCAGUUAUUGAAAAGGAUCUGGAAACAAUUCAAAGAAAAUUAGUAAGAGUUGAAGAAGACGUUAAAACGAAAGUAGAUCAUUUAGAGAAAUUCAAUGAAGAAUGGGUUAAAAUUGAGAACCAAUUAGAUCAUGUCCGCGAUUGGAUAAAGAAAGAAAGCCCACUUCUAAUAUCACAAAUAAGAUCAGAUAAUAUUACACCAGAAGAGCGUGUAGAGAAAUCACAAACUCUACAAAAAGUUAUUGCCGAAAAACUUGAAACAGUUCGAAAAGUUGCUGAUCAAGGUACUAAGUUGGCAGUUGAGCAUAGAGUUCAGGAUGCUAAUAGACUUAAAGGGGAUGUUGUUGUUUUGGAAAAGAUGAUGGCAGACCUUCAACGAUCAAUGGAACAUCAAACGAAAGUUGUUGAACAUGACUUAGCAAGUUGGCAAAAGUAUCAGAAGGGUGUAUCGGAGAUUAAACCGUGGAUAGAGGAAGCAGAAAUUAAACUAGGUAACGUUCCUAAGCCGGCAUCAUUACCUGAAGCCCAACAAUUACAACAGCAAUCAAGAGCACUGAUCACCGAUUGCGAAAAACAGCUCAUGAAUUUACAGAUCUUGUCUAGCGUCAGUCAUCAGUUGUCAGGAAAGACGAGUGCCCCUGACGAAGUAGAUGCUAUCCACUCAAGAUGGGCUGUAGUACACGAUCUAGCAGAUCAAUGGAAUAAUAAGUUAGAUAAAUUAGUAACUAACUGGGAAAACUUUGAGAAAGAAGCUGAAAAACUUGAAUCUUGGAUUGAAAAUGGCGAAAAACUUAUCAAUAGUCGAAUUAUUAAUGUUGAAACACCUCAAGUAGAAAAACUUGAUAGAGAACUUAAUAAACUCAAAUCCUUUGGUAAUGAAAUUUCACAACAACAAGCAAAGAUUAUUAGCCUGUCCCAAACUUGUGAUAAUAUAUGUCAUAGCAUACAACCCGACGGAGGAACUUUAUUGAAAAAUAAAGUAUCGGACAUCAAGGAACGAACAAACGCCUUGGCUGAUACUGUAAGAAUGAAAGUUAAUGAGUUGUCUGAUAAAAUCAUUGUAAAGCAGGAAUUCCUAACUAAGUUACACAAUUUUGACAACUGGAUUACCGACUUUAGAAGGAAGACUGAAAGUUAUGAUCAAAUAAGUUCUGAUCGAGUGGAACCAACUCUUCAAUCUAUGCAUGUUCUUCUUCAAGAGCAUGCUGCUAAAGCACCUGAAUUUACUGAAAUUUACAAUGAAGUUAAAAAUAUGACUCUCGCAUCCCAUCCAGAAGAAACUCGGUCUUUAAGCGAUACUUAUUCAAAUAUUGCUCAACAUUAUCAAAUUAUUGAAACAAAUAUUCAACAAAAUAAAGCUAUUCUCAAGAAAUGGGCAGACUUACUAAAUUGGCAUGAAGACAACAAACAACAGUUAACCCACAUUCAGUACCAAACAGAAGGGCCGAAAUUAACUCCUGAGAGCUACGAAAUUCUUCGUCAAGAAUUAGUUAAUAUUAUUGCAAAAAUACCAGAAUGGAAAAGUAAUGUAGCCUUAUUAGAUGGCCCUUCUCGAAUCAAAGUAACUGAUCAGAGCACUGGUAGAAUAAUACCUCCUUCUAGUCUGGUCAAGGAAAUAGAAAUGAAAGCUGAGUCUUUGUUGAAUGCUGUGACUACUAAAAGAGAUCUGGUACAAAAAGUUGGAGCUAGAUGGGACAAAUUUAAUGCACAAAAUCAAGCUUUGUCUGAAGUUUUGCAUAAUGUUCAAUCUGUUCUAAAUGAAAUGUCGCAACAAACUGUUCCCUUGACAGAGGCAACUAUUCAGGAUAUGACAGAGAAGUUAGAUAAUGUCGACUCUGAGCUUAAAGAGAAACAAUCUAUAAGAAAGGAAUUUAGAGAAGAAGGUUUACAUCUUAUGAGAGAGGAUCAACCAAAUAUGGGAACCAUUCAAAAUGCUUUAUCAUCAGCAGACAAUAAUUGGGAUCAAGUGGUUAACUUUGUUCGGGAUACUAAGAAUAAGUAUAUUCUUCUAUCAUCAACAUUGCAAGAAUUAAAGAAUUUUACUGUCGCUUUUGAUAGGGAAAUGAAUAGAGCUGAACAAUUAUACAAUGAAUGCAUGGAGGCACCAAAUGAUUACAUGCAAACUGCUCAAUCUUUAGACAAGGCAAAAAAAUCAUAUGAACUUUUGAAGCGCUCCAAAGGCCUGCUGGAUCAAAUGGAACUGAUUAAACAAUCAGUUCUUAAGCAAGCAUCAACUUUAGGUGGAUUUGAUACUAGUCCAUUAGAAGAAGCUUUCUUAAACUCACAGACGCAAUGGGAAAAAGUUAACGACGGAAUAAUAAAACGGAUACAAGAUCUAGAAUCUCAAUUAAUUGCAUGGCGCCAAAUUGAUGACACCAGAAACCAAGUAGUAACUUGGUUGAGUGAAACAGGCCAAAACUUAGCAAAUGCUUGUGAUAAUCUGGAAAUCAGAUUUGGUCAAAAUCAUUUGUUGAAAUAUAAAGAAGAAUUGCCAAUUUAUUUGGGAUUGAAAAAUAGCAUCAAAACUAAAUGUGAGCAAAUUACAAACUUAAAUAAAAGUAUACCAUUAAGUCAGAUUUCUUCUAUAACUGAUUACUUGGACAGCGAAUUUGAAGCAUUAAAAAACUUGUCAGAUAAUUUAGAGGAAGCUGUUUCAUCUUUAGAAACAAAAGAAAAUAAAUUGAAAGAAAACAUCAAGCGAUUAUCAGAUAGUAUCAGUAAAAUAAGAGAUGACAUUAUAAAAUGCGACGAUAUGUCAGGUGACAAUGCGAAAAUUCUAGACAGAUUAAAGAAAUGUCAGUCAUGUAAAGUUGAGUUACAAAAUCUUAGUGACGAAUUAGACAAUCUUACCCAAAAUGUCUCUGAAAUGAAUGCUAAUUAUCCUGGGUUUUACGAAUCAUUAGUACCAAAAGAACUUAGUACUUUACAAAAACGAUUUGAAAGCGUUGUAAUCCAUGCUAACAAAACUGAGACAACUUUAUUGACUUUCCUUCAAAAACUUUUUACUGAUAAAUUAAAUAUUUUCAAUAGAAAUCUCAAAAUACUGGAUGAUAAAACAAGAUGGUGUAUGCCUGAUAUUAAUAGUGACAAAUACAAUCUCGAAGUAAAAAGUGCUGCUUUAGCAGAUGUGGAACUCGGAAUAGCAGAUUGUAAUAAAAAAGUUGUAGAACUUAAAGAAGCUUGUGAGAUAUUGCAUGUGGUAGCCGAACCAGCCUGUUUUCUUGAAGCUGCCGCACAAACUGAAAAAGCAAAGAAAAAUUUGGAUGUUCUUUCAUCGAACUAUGAAGAAAUUAAAAAACGUUUGCAAGACAACAUCGAAGCAUGGCAAGACUAUGAGAAACAUCUUGAAAACGUAUCAGAGUGGCUUAGAAACAAAGAAAAUAGAAUACGACAAGACACAGCAAAUCAGUUGAACCUUAACGAUAUUCAAAAUAAAAUAUUAGAAACUGAAGAUCUUAACAAUGAAAUAAAGAAAUAUGGAGACGAAAUAAAAAGAUUGACAGAAGUCGGGGAAACAGUCUUAUCUAGUAAUCCAGAUUCGAGGAUUUCCCAGUACAUAAAUCAUUUGGAAUCGAGAUAUCAAGCUGUAAGUAAAUUUAUGGACCAACAAUUGAAACGAUUAAAUGACCUUAAAAAUAACAAAACUCAAUAUGACAAAUCAAUCUUGGAGUUUAAAAACUGGAUUCAAGACGCUAACGCUAAAAUAGCAGAUGUAGCAGCAAUGAGUAAACAUGCGAAACCAACGACUUCUGACUUAAAUCAAGUUAAAAAAAUGAAUGACAACAAAGAAAUUGGUCAGAAGUUGUUAAAUAAUGCUGUUGAAUCUGGAGAAGCUUUGUUUAGUGAUGUUUCGCCGGAAGACCGCGAACAAAUAAGAAGUGAAUUAAGAUCAUUACGUGAUGCAUUUGAAGACUCCGUAGAUUCUCUUAACAAUGUUAUAAAAGACAUUGAAACUACUCUCAACAAACGGUCAUCUUUUGACGACACAUUUAAUCAAGUACAGAAAUGGAUUAGUGAUAAGGAAAUAGAGCUGGGAGAGUUUAAAUUGUCCCCUAGUUUACCGGAAAAGAAAGCUCAACUUCAUGCCUAUAAGAUUCUCCAGCAAGAAGUAGAUUUACAUCAAUCAAUGCUGUCACAGCUAACUGAAAAACUAAAAUUAAUGCCGGAUGAAGAUUCAGAAAAAAGUCUGAAGAAAAUAAUUGAUAGAUAUGGAGCUAUGUCUUCAGAACUUGGAAACAGAAUUUCUAAAUAUGACGGCCAUGUUUUGGAUCAUGAGAAAUAUAGUCAAAUGUUGGAGGAAGCUCGAGACCACCUCAAUCAUGUCAUAGCUGAAAAUAGCCUUGUUGCUUAUGCUGUCGUUUCUCAAAAAGAUGACGUCGAUUCUAAAAUUGCUUCACUUGAAAAAGUAACUUCAAGAGCUCAAGAAAUUGAUAAUUCCUUGGAAGAAUUAAAGUUGCAACUACAUAGUGUUUUAGAAACAACCAGCCCCAAUGGUCAUCCUGUCCUCAUUAGUGAAUACGAGCAAUUAAAAACUACGUGGGAGCAAUUUUCAAAACAAUGUAAAGAAUAUGAUAAAAAGUUAAAAGAUACCUUGCAGCAAUGGAAUGAAAGUCAAAAAGCUUUAGAUGAUCUUGAUGAGUGGCUCAAAGUUAAAGAAAGUCAAGUUAGAGAUCAGAGCCUUAAAAGUAAUUUAGAAGCAAAAGUUUCCCACUUACAAAAAGUCAAAGAACUACAGAGCGAGCUGGAAUCUAAAAAAGCUGAUUUUGCUGCCUUGACCGACAAACAAAAUGUUUCAAGUGAGUCGAAUCUCAUUUCUAAAACUUCCAAACUAGCAACGAGGUACCAUUCAUUAAAUAAUCUCGUUAAUGAAAUAAUUUCAAAAUACGAAGUGUUUGUAUCAGAGCACGAAGCAUUCGAAAACGAGUAUAACAGCAUAGAAAAUUGGCUUUUGAAUAUGUUAAGUGAACUUCAAGACCUGAAUGAAAUUGUAGGCGAUUAUGCUGUUCUUCAAGAAAAACAAAAUAAAGCGAAAGAAUUGUAUGAGAUGAGAAAUAAGAAAACACCAGUAUUUGAAGAAUUCCUUAGUUUGGGCGAAAAACUAUAUGCUCAUACAAGUCCUGACGGAAGAGAAAUUAUACGUCAAAAGAUUCGUAAAAUUAGAACAUUAUGGGACAGCUUUGGUGAUAGUUUCCAAGAAACAGUUAAUAAGUUAGAUCAGUGUCUUCUCCAAUUCUCAGACUUUUCUUUAGCUCAAGAACAAUUAACAAAAUGGCUCAAGGAUGUUGAAAAAGCGAUGCAAAAACAUACAGAACUAAAAGCUUCACUUGAAGAAAAGAAAGCGCAGCUACAAAACCAUAAAAUAAUGCAUCAAGAAAUUAUGACUCAUCAACAACUAGUAGAGUCAGUUUGUGAUAAAGCUCAACAACUUGUCGACCAAACUCAUGACGCUUCUUUAAAUGUUUAUUUACAAUCCAUUAAACAAUUGUUCCAAAAUAUUGUCACAAAAUCACAAAACCUUCAAGACAAUCUGGAGGACUGUGUUAAAAGACAUGAAGAAUUGGUACGUUUGAUUCAACAAUUUAAGGAAUGGCUUGGAUCUCAAUCAGAAAAACUAUUAGAUAUUGAAAAUGCUAUAGGCGAAAAACCAGAAAUUAUGCGAAAACUUCAAUCCGCGGUUGCCUUAAAAGAUAUAGAAAAAGUAGGCUCUAGUAAAUUGGAUGAAAUAAGAGCAAUGUUUUCCGUCGUUAGUAAAAGUACAUCAGAAACGGGCAACUCAGUUAUUAAAGCAGAAAUUGAUAACUUGCAUAGUCAAUUACUAUCUGCAGUUGGGAGCAUUUCCACCGCAGAACAGAAGUUAAAAAAUACUUUAGAAGUGUGGAAUAAAUUUGAUGCAUCAAAUGAACUGUUGUCCGUCUGGUUAAAAGAUAUGGAAAAUAAAUGCCGAGAUCAAACGCUCUCUUCUACUUUGGCAGAAAAAGAAUCACAGUUGGAAAGAUAUGUUAAAAUACGUAAUGAUAUUCAUUCAAAAGAAAAAGAAAUAGAUGCCUUUGUUGAUGAAUCUCACAGUCUUGUAUUAUUGAGUGGCGUGGAUCGACUUAAACCUCUUGUCACACAAGUAAGCAGUCGCUACCAACAACUACAUUUAAUUUCUAAGGAAAUAGUUAACCAUUGGCAAGAAUUAGUUACUGACCAUAAGAAAUACAGUCAACUACGAAAUGAAUUCGAUUCCUGGCUAAAACCGUUAGAAGAUCAACUAUCGCAAAUAAUAACAAAUGAAGAUAAACUAAGCAUUGAAAGUAAGGGUAAUAAGUUGCAAGUAUUUUUACUGGAACGAGAAAAUGGGGAACAUAAAAUGGGUAUCUUAACCGCGGCUGGUGAUAAGGUCUUACCAGAAACUGCAGCUAAUGGCAGGGAAAAUAUUCGGUCUGAGAUCAGAGACCUUAGACAGAGAUGGGAUAAAUUGAAUGACGGUAUUCUACAGCAGCAAAAAGAAUAUGAAUCUCAAACACUGCAAUGGUCAAGUUAUCAAGACGUAUUGCAACAAACCCUAUCUUGGUUGGAUGAAAAAGAGAAAAUAGUGGACAGUGAAGAAAAAGUUAUUUUAAAUUCAGCGCAAGAUAUUAAAUCCAAAUUACUUAAAAAUAAAACGCUGUUACAAGAAAUAUAUUCACAUAAAAGAGUAAUUGAAACUGUUACUGAAAAAGCUAAAUCUAUUGCUGCAAGUAUUAGUUCCGGCAAAGGAGAAAAUGACGAAAUGGCCAAAAUCACACAAUCCGUGUGGGAUAGGUACAAUGCUCUCACUAGCAGGUUAUCUAAUAUAAUCACUAAGCAUGAAGGUGCUUUUGAUGUUUACCAACAAUUUGCUGACCAGCAAAAAUCACUUCAGGAUUAUCAGAAGCAUUUGUGGGAUAGGUUACAUUUAUUAUCAGACUAUACGGGCAAUAAAGCUGCUUUACAGGGCAAGGCUGUAAAGAUACAAGAACUUCUGGAUGCAAUUCCUACAGGGAAUAAUAAACUAAAAAUCCUAUCUGAUCUUAUAGAGAAUAAUAGUGUUAAACUUUCACCACGUGGUAAAGAAGGUAUGUCUCGGGAACUAGGAUUACUUCGUGCUGAUCUCGAAAAAUUCACCGCGACUGUCCAUGAUGUUAAACAAGCCAUUGGAGAAAAAAUACAACAAUGGAUAGAGUUUGAUGCUGCUAAUGAUCGUCUGCAGCAUUGGCUGAGCGACACAGAAAUGAGCCUGAAGACUUAUACGCCCAAAGCUACGUUAGAAGAAAAGAUAGACCAACUCAAUAAGUAUCAGGCUAUUCUAGCUAAUUUGAAGAAGACCGAAAACGACGUUGAUAAAGUGACCGAUGAGUUUAGUGACCUCAUUGAAAAUUGCAAUGAUACCAGAAUCACAAUGAAUCUACAGCAGUUGACGUCUCGAUUCCAAUCAGUGCAUUCAACCGCCAAGGAGUUGGUUAAAAAAUGUCAACAAGCGGUCAAUGAUCACAAUGCAUAUCAAGAUAAAUACAAUCAAUGCAUAGACUGGGUUAAAACAGCUGAGCAUAAAUUUGAUGACAGUCAGAGGAAUACUUCUAAUACUCCUGAAGGUAUUAUUGCCAAACGUGAGAGCCUGAACGAUCUAUUAAGCCAAAGACGAAACGCAACGCUGCUUGUAAAUAAUACUUUCGAACUAGGAGAAAAAUUGUACCCUUCAACGUCCCCCGAGGGCAAAGAAUUAAUUGAGCAACAAUUACACGACCUGCAGCAAACUGUAGAUAAUUUGUUUGACAAUAUCUCGAAAGCUGAGCGGGAUUUAGAUUCUGAACUAAAUAAAUGGUCUUCGUUUGACGAAAAUCUAAAAUCUGUAAAGGAAUGGCUAACACUGGCUGAGAAAAAUCUUCCUAAAGAAAUUGAACUUAAGGCUACAUUAGACGAAAAACGGAAUCAAUUAAAUGUUUACAGAAACUAUCUUCAGGAUGCGCUUGCACAUCAACAAGAUGUAUCUGACCUCGAAACUCGAGCCGAAAACUUACCUGAUGUAAAUAAAAAUAUUACAAAAGAAUUGAAUCAAUUGAAACAACGGCAUGAUAUUAUUUUAGCUCGUUCAAAAUCUUUUGUUGAACAAUACGAAGCCAUUGUUAAUAAUCAUCAACAAUAUAGUAAAGCUGUGAUGGAUUUGCAAGAGUGGGUUGAGGCAACACACAACACUUGCCAGUUAUGGGGUGACAUUAAUUUAGAAAGAGUUUCACUUAGUAGUAAUUGUGAAAAAUUGAAAUCAUUACAAGUUAGUCUGCCUGAAGAGAAAAAUCGCAUAGAUAAAAUACGCGCCCUUGGGGAAAAAGUUUUGCCUGGAACUGUGGCUAGUGGUCAAACUAAUAUAAGAAACCAAAUAGAUGCCUCUCACCAAGAAUGGGAGGGCUUAGUGUCAUUUAUCAACAAAACAAUUGAAACGUUGGAAAAUAAGAUCCAACUGUGGAACGAGUAUGAGAACAUGAAAGAUCAGUGUUUGGCAUGGAUCAGAAAUACAGAUAAUUUGAUCCACGCUGUCGAUUUAAAAGCUACUUUAUCUGAAAAACAAGAACAAUAUAAUAAAUUCCAGGAAUUGCAGGGUGAAGUUCGUGCAAAGGAAUUGGAAAUAGAUAAUAUUACGGAAAAAGCACAAAAUUUGUACACGGGUGUAUUAGGUCCACGAGGUUCACAAUUAUCCGAUUUAACAGUGAAAUAUCAAACUUUAUCUCAAAAGGUUAAGGAUUUAACAAAUAGGUGGCAUCAAUACGUUAAGACUCACCAAGAAUUUACGACUAAUGUUGCCGAAUGUUCACAAUGGAUCGAAGAACUCAGAGAUAAACUUGAUUUCUGUGCUGACUUAAGUUCUUGUUCUCAAGACGAUUUAGAAACAAAGUUGGUAUUAAUACAAAACUUGUUGCUUGCGAAAGAUGAGGGAUUUACAAAAGUUCAAGCUUUAGUUGAACUUGCACAAAAUGUUAUGGCCAACACGGCACCAACUGGUCAUGAAGCUAUUAAUAAUUCUCUAGUAGCACUUCAAGAGCAAUGGUCAGCGUUGUUAUCAAGAAUGAUAGAAACAAAGAACCUACUUGAUGAUUCCGUUACUAAAUGGGCUGGAUUUUUAGAACAAAUUCAAUUGAUCCAAAAAAGCAACGCGUGGUUAGAAGGAAUGUUAGCGGAAUUAACUCCAUACGAGAGUUCGAUGUCAGACAAACGUGCCCAACUUGAAAAAUUAAAAGAGGUCGAGGAAAAGGCCCGCUGUGAUCGUUUGGAAGUAGAUACUUUGAAAGCCAAAGCUGCUGAAAUGUUGGCCAGUGGACAACAAAAUCAGGCAGCAUCAAAAGCUCAGGAAACAUUAAACAAAUUUGAUCACUUAUAUGAAAAAAUUAAGAAGUUAUUAGCUGACCGCGAAGAACAAUAUAAGGAUCAUAGAUUAUAUAAAGAAGCCCAUGAUGAACUAAUACAAUGGUUAGGAAGAGCAAGAGAAAAAGUUCCGUCGCUUAAAUCCAAACCCUUAAGUGAUAAGCUUGCCAUAGAAAACUCAGUUGCCCCUCUUGAGGCUUUAAUCAAUAAACAAGCACAAGGUGAAUUAUUAUUAGAACAUUUGCAACAUACAGGCGAAGUUGUUCUUGCAAGUACAUCACCAGAUGGACAAUCCGUCAUCAAGAAUGAGAUGAAAGCUCUUAAAGAAAGUUUUGAUACUCUCUUUAAUGAAAUAAAACAGCAAAAGAGUCAACUAGAAGACACCGUUAACCAAUGGCGAGAGUAUAAAGAUGAAUAUGAAAGACUUUCAGACUGGUUGCAACAAAAGGAAAUACUUAUUAAAAAUCAUAAAUUGGCUUUGUUAGGAACCGCUAAAGAGAAAGGAGGCCAGGUAAAUGAAGUAAAAGAAAUCGUUGAUCAACUGCACAAGGGAAAAACUGAUAUUGACAAUUUCAACGCUUCAGCUACUGGCCUGUUAGCAUCUCAUCUAGAUACUUACGUAAACAAUCAAUUACGACACCUUAACUCACGAUAUCAAGUUCUCAUAAACAUGGCUAACGAUGUUCUUAAAAAAGUAGAAACUAACUACGAACAACAUAAAAAUUACGACGAUAAUUAUGAAAAGACAAAGAAAUGGAUAAAUGAUGCCUGGGAAAUCACUCGAAGUGGCAGUGAAGCGGGUAACAAUAGCAGUAAAGAAGCUUUACAAAAGCGUUUGGAACAAAUAGAAGACCUGCUCAAGCGUCGUGAGGAAGGCCAAAACCUAGUUCAUGCCACGGUUAAUAGUGGGGAAAAGGUGUUAAGAAAUACCAGAUCCGAUGGAAAAGACAGGAUAAAUACAGAAUUAAAAGAACUUCAAAAUGAAUGGGAUCGACUUGUUAAGAAAAUGACUACAGCUAAAGUCCACCUAGAGACAGCCUUACUUCAAUGGGCUGACUAUAGUUCUAGUUACUCUCAACUGCAACAAUGGAUAUCCGAUAGGGAAGCGAAAUUACAAGAAGUAUGUGAACAAAAAGUUGCGAAAUCUAAAAAAGGUCAAGACCGUCAUGCAGGACUUACAACAGGUCUUAGCCUUGGAGAGAGAAAAGCUACACUUCGUCAAACAAACAAUAUUGUACAAGAUAUCGUUUCGUUUGAACCCAUGAUUCAGUCUGUAACUUCCAAGGCUUCAGAAUUAAUGCAACAAGCACCCGCGUCUGAAAUAACAAGUAAAUAUGAGAGUCUUUCUAAACAAGCUAAAGACUUAUAUGAAAAACAAAAAGAAACUGUGGAACAACACCAAGUAUUCAUAGAUGCUGGUACAGAUUUUGUCCAAUGGAUUAGAGCCGCUAAGGAAAAAUUAGGGAAGUGUUCCGAUGCAACCGGUGAUAAGGAAUCUUUAAGCAGUAAAAUAUCACAAUUAAAAGUAUUGGAAAGUGAAUUGCCGGAAGGUCAAGCUAAAUUGCAAAAAGCGCUGGAACAGGGGGAGAUAUCCUGCGGUCUAGCUGAUGAAGAAGACAGAGAAGACAUUGAGGAAGAAGUGGCUCUGAUGCAAGAAGAAUAUGAUACCUACGUAGAACAACUUCAUAAUACAAAAGCUUUGAUUGAGGGCGGUAUUGUUAAAUGGACAGAAUAUGAAGAGCAGUACAAAGAAGCCUUGGAUUGGUUAUCAAAGACUGAGAACCUGGUACAAUCCUUUAAUAAAUUGCAAAAUAAUUUAGAACAAAAGAAAGUGGUUUUGGAAGAAUUCCAGUGUCACCUACAAACGCUUUUUGAUUGGCAAGCUGAAUUGGACAAGUUAAACAUGCGUGCACAAACCCUGCUAGAAACGUGUUCAGAUACUAGGGUAUCAAAUGGUAUCACACAGCUUACUACCAAGUACAACGCAAUCCUGUCACUCGCCAAGGAGGUUAUGAAACGCCUUGAAUUGCAUUACCAGGAGCAUCAGCAACACAAUGCAUUGUACGGAGAAUGCCAAGAUUGGUUGGAUAGAACUCGAGAGAAGUUGAACCAAUGUGCAGAAAUUCCGAACACCUUACAAGAAGUAAACAACAAACUUAACACCGUUAAACUUCUACGUCAAUCUCUAGAACAAGGUCAAAACAAAUUGAGAUACCUCUUAGAAUUGAAAGAAAAAGUUAUGAUGAACACUGAACAGGCCGGAGCGGCGAAGAUACAGGAGGACACAGACAACUUGAAGCAAGAGUUCGAUAAGUUGAUCGCUGACUUACAAGAAGUGAGAAACAAACUGACGACGAGAGCUUCGCAGUUUGAUGAUAUAUCGAAGAUCCACAAACUCCUUGUAGAAUGGUUGGAUGAUAUUGAUCAAAAAAUGCAAUCAGACGAUUCGCUUCUCAACGAUUUAUCAGAGAAGAAAGCAAAAUUGGAAAAAUUCAAAACAUUCAACAGAGACAUCGAUUCACACAAAGACCUUGUAAAUAAACUGAAUGAAAAGAUUAAGGAGGAUGCUUCAUUAAAAUCUAAAGAAAUUGAGGAUACUUUAAAACGAUACGACGAUAUUAAGAAGGCUGUCAAUGAUAUGAUCAACAAACUUGAGGAGUAUGUCAAUUCGCACAUCCAAUAUAAGGAAUCGUAUGACAGCUUCUACGAUUGGAUUCGUAACUGCAAGAUUGAAAUACAACAUUGCUCAGAUUCACACGGAGAUAAGGAGGAAGUUCAGAAAAAACUGAAAAGUGUCAAUAAAAUCAUUGGAUCACUUCCGAAAGGAGAGGCUUUACUUCAGAAGGCUAUUAAGUUGAGUGAAUCUGUGCUAGAAACGACUGGAAACGAAGGUAAAGAUAAUAUCAAUCAGGAUAUCAAACAAUUGAAAAUAGAGUGGGAGAAUUUACAACAAAUAUGCAAGGAUACUAAAAAGUUAUUAGAAAAAUGUUUAUCUGCUUGGUCCGAUUUCAUGGAGACUCUGGAAAAGAUGACCAAAUGGGUCAAAGAUUUUGAAUCUAAAUUAAACACAGUGCAAAAGGUUGAUAAAAUAACUCCAGAGUAUCUUGAAAAGUGUCGCGAACUUUUAUCUCAAGCCCUUGCAAAUAAGCAUGUUUUAGAAGAAUUAAACGACAGAUGUGAAAACUUAAUGGAACUUAGCGCUUGUGCUUGGGUUCGUGAUAAGACAGUCAAUUUACAAACUGAAUACACGGCCUUACUGACUAAAAUACAGGGUCUUGUAUCGAAUGGAGAAAAGAACUUGUCAGAUCACACUGAAUUUAUCAAAGCUAAGGAAGAAUUACAGCGUUGGUUAGAGACUGCUCAUGGGACCGUACACGAUUCCAUUGGAGUUGGUGAUAUUGUCGCAACAAAAGACAAGUUAGAAACAGUCAAACUUGUCAGUAACAGGAUGACAGAGGGUCAUCAUUUGUUGGUUGUCUUACAAGAAGCAUUCAAAAAAGCUCUCAACAAUACCCCUCCUGAGGAACAAGACGGUCUGCGUAACGACGUCAAAGUUUUGCAGGAGAGUUGGGAUCAACUUAAAAUAGACUUGAAUUCGAUAACGGCUCAAUUAAAGGCCGCUAUCGGCAAAUGGGAAGACUUUGAAGAAUCGAAGAAUAAAAUGAACCAAUGGAUCGAAGAUACAGAACAGAACUUGGAUAGAGUACCUCCUGCAAGUGGUGAACUGGGAGAAAUGAAGACUCUUCUUGAGAAAUACAAACAUAUUGAGGAUGAAAUCAACAACAAGUCUCCAGAAUUUGAACGCUUAAAGUCUGAAGCAGCAGAAUUAAGCGGUUGGGCUAAAAAUCCAGCCGCUAAAAAGGCAGUGGCAGCCUUAGAAAAGAAAUGCAAUGCCUUAAAGGCUAAAUGCGCUUCAAAGAAGGCAGAUCUGGAGGCUGACAUCAAAGAUUACAAUCAUUACCACCAGUCUCUGCAAGAUACCGAAAAAUGGUUACUGCAAAUAUCAUUUCAACUUAUGGCUCAUAAUUCAUUGUAUAUCUCAAAUCGUGAACAAACCGAGGAACAACUGGCCCAGCACGCAGUUUUACUGGACGAUGUACAGAAGUAUCAAGCUACUUUAGAUGAUCUCGAAGCAAAAGGUCGAGCGCAGAUCGAACGCUAUGAGGCCACGACACCAUCUAUCCGGGACACAGUCGGUAAACAAUUGAAAAAUGUUAAUGACAGCCACAAGAGCUUACUAGCGACGGCUCUGCAGAUCGAACGCCGACUGAGAGAAGGUUUGGCCAAGUUCAAGGAGUAUGAAGACACUCUGGAGAGUAUUUUGAACAAUUUGGAUGAAUGUGAACCAGCGAUAACUGAACUAGAUGUCCCCGUGGAUGGACUGGCUCAUGGACGAGACUUGCUGGAUAAGGCCAGGGCUCUCCACAAUCGUCUGCAAACGGAGAAGUCCCGCUUGUGCGCGGCCGUGGCUGCUUGUAGUGCGGCUGCGGCUUCCGUGUCUCGACCCUCCUCGCCAGCGGACACUGCACCACCACCAGUUCCCCAGAGAGAACUGCACGUUCGCGCGAGGCUAGAGGACCUCAUCGACCAGACUCAUGUGAGCGACCUAGGUGGCGCACGAAUAGACUCCUUAAAACGGACUCUCGAAGCGCCGGAGUUCAGCCAGAAACUUGUGGCUUUCGAGAAUAAGGUACAAAGCCACCUGGAGACGCUGCGGGAUGCCGUCAGCGGGAUGGAGGAAGCUAUGAAGCAAGUGCAAGAAAUCCAGGAGUGGAUUGCGGUCCAUGCCGCUUUGGCCCACGACUGGCUCUCUAACCCGUCUAAAUUACGACCGGAAGCUGCUAAACAGGAUAUGGCCACAAUGAAUGAUGCACUCGCGUCGCUGGCUGAGAAGCGUAAUAGAUUGCUUACUGAAAUUCCUACAGAGGGUCUGGAAGAUGAAAUAAAUCUUGAAGAAGAACUCGACAAACUAGAACAAACAAUACAUCAGGCAAUCGAAAGAGAAAAGGGCAACCAGUCGAUUAUAGAAGAUUUCAGACACAAAUGCCAAGAGAUACAUGAUUGGUUCGAUUCUGUACUUAAGAAAAUGUGCUUAGCCGAUAAAGGGUCGGGGUUACCUUGUCCACAGAAAUUAAAUGCGCUCAAAGAAUUAUCAUCUGACUUUGGCCAGAAUGGCAAGGAUAAAGUAGAUGCUAUCAAGAACGUCGGGAAUAAAGUCAUCAACAUUGUUAGUAACUUGGAGUCGCAGCAAGUAGAAGAACAAAUGAAAUCAGUGGAGCGAAGGUACAACGAUAUUGGUAAACGCAUUCAGCGCAAAUUGCAGAUGUUAGAAAUAACUUACAAAGCUAUAGACGGUACUAAGAGUGAAGUAAACGCUCAAAAUGAAUGGAUGCAAAAAGAAAUCGACAACAUACUGCAUCCGGAGCCAUUGAGCUACGACAGCAAGUCUGUUAAAGACAGACAAAAAAAAGCAGCCAAUUUACUGAAAGAAGCCGAUGGUAAGAAGACUGUUAUUGACUCUCUAGAAAAGAAGGUAAGCAACAUUCAAUCCGAGCUAGAACCUUCUGAGCAAAUGCAAUUAGAGUCCGAGCUUUCAGAAUUAUCAUCUAAACAAAAACAGUUAGCUUCUCUCGUUAAACAAGAAAUUGAGAGAUUGGGAACCUGCGCCGAUACAAGGAAAAAAUUAGAAAAUGAUAUCGAGAAAGCUAAGAACUGGCUUAAAUCUAAAGUGGCGGAAAUAAAGAAACUUGGAGGACCUGUACCCCUCGAAGUAGCUAAAGUUGAAAAAGAUAUAGCGGUUCACAAGAAACUACAAAGUGAACUUUCUGACUUCCACAAUGACACACUUAGUGAAGUGAUGCGUCAGGGUAACGCUGUAUCGAAGGACUGCUCUAGUGAGAACCGGGCUAAGUUGCAAGCUUUACUGGAAGAUUUAAAUAAAACAUACACUGCAGCUAAAGUAGAUAUUGAUGAUAAACUUGCAGCUUUGAAUAAACUUCUUCAGGGAAGAAAUGAGUUUGAGGCUGAUGUCGCCAAGUGCCAGAGUUGGUUAAAUGAAGCUGAAGUAGCAGCAACUCCUGAGCUACGUACAACUAGUCUUCAAGUUCUGGAAGAACAGUUGGUUAAAUUUGAAAAAUUAAAUAAAGAGGCGGUGGAAGUUGAAAAGAAUAUUGGUAAAAUUAAGGAUAAAUCGAAAGAUAUUAUGGAUUCUUUAUCUGAUUCCAAUAAGCUACAACUUAAGGAACAAGUGAAUGUUCUAUCCGAUAGAUUUGCCAGAAUUAAUGCUAUUAUAAACGACAAAAAGAACAUUUUAUUAAAGCAUAUCAAAGAAUAUAAGGACGCUGCGGCAAAGAUAGCCGCUGCUUUAGAGUUCCUGAACGAAAUUCAAAAUAAAUUAAAGGCUUUGAACAAACCAAUAGGAAGCAAAGUUGAAGACGUGCAACCAAUCAUCCAAGCUUACGAAGCUAUUCUGGAUGAUCUUAAGAAAAAUAAAGCCAUGCUCAAUGAAUUACAAGGUGGCAACUUACAUGACUUGCAAGAUAUAGUGUCUAAACAAGAUGAACUUAUGAGCACGAUCGAAGACCAAAUAUCGAAACUCAAGCAGCUCUUGCUGUUACGUGAACAAUUCUUUGCUUUGGUGAAGGAAAUUGAAGAUUUUAUAUCAAAAUACACGGAAUUCACGGCUGAAAUUGAAAAAUCUAAUGAUUCAUUAGAAGAAAAAAUUAAACGCUACGAUGACAUCAUAGUCAAGAUCCAGGGCUGCGAGGCUCUGUUAGCAACGGCAACUGAUAAGGGACAACAAAUCGCGGCAGAAGGGACGGUAAUUGACAGAAACAACAUCACAGAGUUAUUACAGUCCCUUAAGCAACAGUUGCUAACAUUACGACGCAAUGUGGAGGCCAAACGUCAAGAGAAUGAAAGAGCUGCAGCCGAACAUAAGAAAUUAGCAGCUGAUCUCUCUGCAAUCUUACAAUCUCUUCAUGACAAUGAAGCUGCAGUACAUUCGAGACCUCUAUUGAAUAGGGAUGUCGCCAGCGUUGACAAAAAACUCAUUGAACACGCAACGCUCGCUAAAAACAUUCAAGGAUAUUUGGACAAGCUCACCAAAAUAAUAGAUUCCAUUAAAAGCGACGAUGUAGUUCCCGGUACACUUUUAGAAAUGAUCUCAGAGGGAAAUUCUCUAAAAACUUCACUGCCAGAAGAACUAGCAAACAGAGAAAAACAUCUACAAGAUAAUAAAAAAUACAGACAAUCAUAUCAACAAAUGGUUGAAAAACUCAGUAUUUGGGUCAAUGAAGCAAAUAUAAGACUAGGAAUGGGUAAAAACGGUACCGACUUUGAAAACAUCGAGUCUGACAUCGAAGAACACAAGACAUUCUUUAAUUCAUCAGAACCGGAAAUGAAAGAUCUUGUUGGAAAGAAGAUGCAGGACAUAGUGAACAAAAUAUGGCCAUCCCUUACUCCUUCCGAACAGGAAGAGUUAUCUAAGGAGCAUCAGAAAAACAACCAGCUCCUGAAGAAUACCUUGAAUUCAGCGAAAUCUCGUCAAGCACAACUAGAAAUAGAUUUGGAGAUCUGGAAAGAUUUCUGUCAGUUAGUGGAAAAGAUUAAGGCCAUUCUUGAUAAGAACGACAUCCCUGAAGAACCCGUGACUUCUAUGGAAUUACUCCGUUUGUACGUUGAGAAACUUAAACACGCCCACAAUGACCUUGAGAACCAGCAGGCUCUGCUGGACGUGGUCCGCGAACGCGCCCGCGAGCUGUCCGUUGGUGCGGAUGCGGCCAGUGGGGAACGGGUCGAGCAGAGGGCGAGAGAACUGGCGGAUCGCUGGGAAGUCGCCUGUGAAGGCCUAGCGAAACGCGCUGCGACAGCUGAUAGCCAGCUGCAGCGUUGGUCGUCGCUGGUGGACACACAUCGCGCCCUGUCUGCGGCUCUCACCGCGGCAGCCGACCGCCUACGACACCUGGACACCAGCCCCCCGACAAGGAGACGAGCGCUAGAUAUCAAACAUGAGCUACAGGAACUGCAAAGUGAUGUUUCGAGUCUGGAGGAGAGUAAAGAUGAUCUGGUGGAACACGGAGAUUUCGUCGUGUCGCUGUUGAAGCCUCCCGCGGCCGCAGCUGACAUAGAAAGAGAUGUCAAGGAACUGGUGGAAAACUAUGAGAAAUUGCGACAGACUCUAGCGGCGAGACUCGCGGAGAUCGACGAAAUCGUUUCCGAAUUCGAUCGCAUUUCGGAGAAGAUUGAUAAGCUCCGACAACAGAUCGAAAUCUAUAUAACUAAAGUAAGAACCUUCUACGUAUUCGGAGAGGACGACGAACAGGGUCUACGACAACUAUCAGUUGAGGUCUCGGAUCUCGUCGAGAGUACGAAGACCUUCACUGAAGAGAGUCGGAAACGCUACGGGGGUUCUGCGCCCGCGGACAUUGCGCAGGAGCUCUCGGCAUUAGAAUUAUCCGCGGAAGCCCUGGCCGCCGCUAUGGAAGAAAAAGAAAGGGAGUGGAAACGAGCCAAGACUGCCCGUACUGACUACGCAGCUGACGUCGACAGCGUGCAGGCUUGGGUCCGCGCAGCCGAGCUGACGGCACGUGAGCGCACAUUACCACCACAGUCGUACCGUGAACGACUCGUAGCCGUCCGUUCUGAGGAGCCAGGAGUGGCUGAUCGCGUUGAGCGCCUCACGAGGAAUGCGCGGACUUUGGUGGAGGGCAGCCGCGACGCGGAUGACCGUUCGCUCAUCCAAUCUACGGUUGCGGCGCUCACAGAGCAGUUUACAGCCGUGUGCUCGGAGCUAGAGGCACGUCAGGCUGCAGUUGAAGAUGCUUGUGAUGCCGUGGCGCGUUUCCUGGCACUCCUGGAAAAGGUUCUACUCUGGGUAGAAACGCAACGCGCUUUCCUUGCGCGGCCGCUGGUUUUGGCCGACUUGCAGGAGGCGCAGCAAAAACAGACGGAAUACGGGAACGCCCUUAGUUGUAAGCAGCAGGCUAAAAAUUUAGCUGAUAUGACUAAAGAAUUGGAAGCGAUUGAGCGUGUGACUAGUCCAGGAGAUUUGCCUUCAAGAUUGGAGGCCGCCGAGAAUGCUACAGUGGAUGUAGAAAAGCGUCUAGCCAAGACAAAUGGUUUACUACAAGAAUUAGCCGAAGAGUGGGAGCGAUGCGAAAAGAAAUUGAAGGACGUUGGCCAUUGGCUCGAGGCUACCACUAGAACUCUAGAGGCACCACAAAACGCAAAGAAGCCUCUCCGAGAUAGAUUGGCUUUUAGAGAAAAAUUAAUUAAUGAUAUAUCAACACAAAAAACUAAAAUUUCUUAUGCUGUAGAAAAACUCAACGUGCACUUCGGAGCUGAAGGUGUGGCGGCGCAGUCGGGUGCACCGUCCGGUGUAUCAUCGGCAGCACGUGCAUUAGCCGGCUCUCUAGACGCUCUGAGUGCUGCUACAGGAGCGCAGGCUACGCAACUGGCGGCCGCUCUGGCGCAGGUGGAGGCUUAUUGCGCUGACGUGGCGCGCCUUCGUGGCUCGUUGCUGGCAGCCGAGCAACGCUUGCGCCAUGCUGCUCAGCCGCACUUUAGCCCCGGAGAUCCGGAACAGGCUGCUCGGGCACAACAGGAGGUCGAGCGACGAAUCGAAGAGCUGACUUGGAGCAUCUACGAGCUCGACCCGUACUACAACGAAGCUAGCGACGACGAGCCGGCCGCUACGUUGGCCAUGCUGGUGUCAAGUGCGGACCGUGCUCGGGCGAGUCGUCGCUCGCGCGCGGUCCCUCCGCCUCCCGCACGGCUCGUACCUGCCGCACCCUCACCCGCACGCCUGGCACCUACCACCUACGCCGAAAUAGUAAAGGGCUCGGGUUCCCGCUCGGUCUCUCCACCAGACCGUCCUAUGCACAGAUUGCCACUAAUGAUCCAAGACAGAGAGGCUAGCCCCGAAGAGGAUAACAAAGUUGAAGUCCAUGGACUGACUAGACCUUGCUCCUUGGAUGAUCGGGCCGAAUUCAGUGAACCAAAAAGCUCUAGUGACACGGAGUGCGAAAUGAGUGCAUGUGAUACGUUCCCAAGUGGUGUAAACGUUUAUAGUAGGGAAUAUUCCCAUGACGUAUGCGAUUACUAUGAAAAUCGUGAUGUGGAAUGCAAUGAAAAAGUUCCUGAAUUUAAUAUAGUGCCUCAACAGCCUUCAAUUGUUGAAGAGACUCCAAUCAUAACGACCACGGAGUUACGUACAUCAGAUUGUCACGACAGAUCAAUGAGUCCCGCGUCCAAACAUCGGUCUCAAGAAUUAUCUUACGCCGAAAUAUUAGCACUCGGUUUAAGCAAACAAUUAAAGAAUUCAAAUGUUUCACUACUACCUAAACCGCAAGUGGCGCAGGUAGAAAUGGUAAAAGAAAUUGUUAUUGAAAUGGAAAAAUCGCCAUCAUUACAACAUGAGCAAAAAUUGAAGUCAAAAGACUCAUUGAAAUUAAAAGGUGUUAGACCAGAAAGACCUUCACAGCGUAGUCGAUCGAGAGACAUGCCAAGGCAACGAAGAGCGCCUGAGAAACGAUCGACGAAAACGAACGAUGCGCAAAUGAUAAAGAAAAAGAAAACACCAAAAAAAGUAUUGGAAGUUCAAGAAUUUGAUGAUAAUCCUGAAGUAAUCGACGCUGAUAAUCUGCCAUCUCAGCCGACAUUAACGUUGAAACAUAAGACGGAUAAAAAGUCAGAUUGUGAAAGUUCUAAAAUGACUGUAAAUAAAAUUGAAACAGAAAAUGAAGAGCCAAUACAUAGUGAAAAUUUCGAAGAAACCAUUGAUGCUAGUCCUGAACCAAGUGUCGCAGAAUCUGUCCCAAAAAAAUCUAAGAAAAAAAAUAAAAUAAAGAAAACUCAAGGGACAGUAGACGAAAUCGAAAGAGCUCUUAAAGAAAUAGAGGAGUCAGAUAAACAAAAAAAGAAAAAACACCGAGACCUGCGUGAUAAGAGCAAAGAAAAAGUAAUAGAAGAAAAGAAAUUGUUAAUGAAAGUAGGAAUUCGGAUGUUAUUAGAGUCAAAGGAAUGCUCUAUUUCCUCAAAGUCUAAAAAGAAGAAAUCUCAAAAACAUCAAGUUGUCACUUUAGCGGUUGAAAACAUUAGGGAAGAAGAGAUUAAAUUUAGUAACAGUAAAUUAAAAGAAACACCUGAAAUAUUCCUAAAGGACAUGACUCAAAAUGAGCAAAGUCUUGAAAAUAUAACAAAAUCUUCAGGUCUAAAAUGUGUUUCGCCAGAUUUAAAUAUAUCUGCAGACUUGAGUGAUGCUGUUUCGGGUAUUGAAUUUGGUUCAAUUAAGCAAAAAAAGAAAAGAAAAUCCAAAAAACACGAUAAAUUUCAAGAUAAAGAAAGAAGCGUUGAUCCCACGGAGGAAAUUAAAAGUUUAAAUGUAAAUACGGAUUUGACUAAAAGUAAAGUUAUUGAUGACAGUGACUUUAAAGACAUGAAUAUUUCAGAAAAAAUACAAUCAGAACAAAUUUUGAUAACUGAGGACAAUGAAUCAAUGAUAAAUAAAUCAGAAGAAUCCUCAAAUAAAAGUAAGACGUAUAGAAAGAAGUCUAAAACUAAAAAAUCCAGAAGUACAGAUAAUGAAGACACAGACAAAACAAUUCAAGAAAUUGAACAAAAUGAAAUAAUCAAAACAACUAAAGAUAGAGAGACAGAAAGAGUUAUUGAGUCUGUGGUGGAUAUUAGUCCAUCACAAGUGAAAAUUGAAGAUGAUAGCGUAUCUGAAAUUGGUAAAAAUAAAAUAAUCACCAUGGAUUGGAAUACUUUAAUGGAAGAGGAAGACAAGAUUCCUGAAUCUGCUAUUGAGCCAAUAACUCUUAAUGAAAACGAAAUGGACAUAAGUAUUUGCUCGGAACAAAUAGCUUCUGAAGUCACAAUCCUUCCUGAAGUGACGGCUGUUUUGUCAGAAUCAGAAAUAGUUGAUUGUGUAAAACUGUCGGAGGGUUGUGAAAUAAACACUAGUUCUGACCAAUCGGAAAUAGAGAAUUUAAGUUUAAAUAAAACAACGGCGAGUGAAAAUGAACAGAAUAAUAAUGACAAAUUCUAUUCAGACGUUGUAAGAAAGGAACGAUUUAUCAACGUGAUUGAACAAACUACUACUUACAGACCUAUAGAUGACGUCGAGACUCGUACAAUAUAUCUUAUUACUCACGAAGAAAAGAAAAUGCCUCCAAUAAGAACUGUUAAAAUAUUUAAUAGUAAAAAUAAUUCUUUUGAAGAAUCAUCUAAUGAAAAAAAAUUCCCGAUCGAAUCGGAGAAGGAUGAGAACGAGGAGGAAUCAUUCCAGAGUGAUAAAAUAGAUGAAGAAAUAUCUGGCGUAGAUUCUAUUAACAAGAUAGAGGUUCUCAAAAAAUCUGAUUCCGAAAGUCCUGUUACCGAAGAAACGUUGGACAAUUUCCAAAACACAGGAAUAAAGAAUGCCGAUGUGGUACAAAAAUCAGAAGGUCUGAGUAUUCAAUAUGAUCAGAAAGACUCGUACGAGGGAGAUAAAAAUGUUGCUGUUGUCAUGAAUAUUGAAAAGGAGGAUAAAAAUAAAGAAACUUCGACAGAGAUUGACUCGGAUGAUGUAUUCAUUGAACAAGCUAUAUUCGGGUCAGUACAAAACCGUAGGAAACCAGUAGAAAAAUCAGAGGUUCCUGAAGUUGUAAUAAAUGAGGAAAUAAAACCAUAUAUGAUUGGACUCGACUUUGAGCAACUGGACUAUAAUUAUUACCAAUACAUUAGAAAUAAAACCGGCAGUGCUAUAAUUACUAGUCCACAGGAGAGACAAGGCGAUAAUGAUUUAAGCGAUGAAUAUAAACAAAAUUAUAUUACGGAGCUAGAAAAGCAAGAUUACUUAAAUGAGGAGCAUGUUGAAACAAAUUCAAAUAGUGAGAACAUUCAAGAAAAUCAAGCAAGUGACAACGGACAAGGAAAGGAAUUUAAUUCAGGCAUUGAAGACAUUUCUGAAAUUAUAACACCGUCUAUAGAGGAAACAGGGGAUUAUGCGUUACAUGGAAUUUCACCAAAUAAAUCUGGAUCACUUGCUUUCUUUGAAGAUAUGAUGCCAAAAUAUGACUAUCAAAAUUUACAACAUGCUGAAUAUAACUUAGCAAUUCAGGCUACCAACAAAAACGCUUUGAAUUUGAAUAAAUUAAACAACACAGAUUGCAUACAAAACACCGCAAGCGAGCCAUUUGUGGAAAUAGAAAAAAAAUCUACGGAAGUUUUGCCAGCUGACAAUAGGAGCAUAUUGACAAAAUCGUCUGAAAUUAAAAACGAAACCACUGAUUUACUUAUUUUUGAUUCUUGUACACAGCUAAAGUACAAUUAUCAGGAUAUUAUUGAUGCAGAAAAAAGAAUUAUUAAAGAAAAUAGCAUCAAACCAAUUCAGGAAAAUAAAUUAAUCUUGGAUGAGAGUUUGAACCUAGCAGUUAAUGCAGAAAUAAAUUCGUCUGAAAAUUCUAUAAAUAGUGACAAUAAUAUGAAACUACAAAAUGCUAAGUCUAUUGAAGUACCCCGACAUCAAUAUCAAGAGUUGUUGGACGCUGAACACCUUUACGCCACGAUAAAAUCUUGUCAAGAUAGCCUAGAGUCUGAAUUACCUUUUAAAAAUAAUGAAAAUGAAAAAAGUAUUAAUUAUGAGCUCAGUAUAGAUAAAAAAUCUAUUAAACAUGACUCAUAUAUAACUGAUGCUGACGGGUCACCAGAAAGACCUCAAAUUAUCGAUACCAUUACAGAUGUAACGGAUGAUGAUAUUUCAAGCAAAACUAAUAACUGCAGUCAAAAUGAGAUGAAAUUAAUAUAUGAAAUACCAAUGUAUUCGUAUUCAGAAUUACGUGAUGCUGAAAACCUUCUUGUAACAAGACUAGAAGAAAAAUACCAGAGUAAAAUUCUAAAAACUGUUGAAGACAAUUACAAUUAUGAGAAUACAUUGAUUGAAACAAACAUUGAUUCCGCUUCUUGUCAAAAUAUUACUAAAGGAGUGAGAGAAAGUAGUGAACGCGAAAAUUUGGUAUUCGAAGUUCCUGGACAGAAUUAUAAAGAGUUACAAGAUGCAGAAUACCUAUAUGCUUGCCAGUUGUCUAAAAACGCAGCUGGUAUAGAUAACAGUGACAGAUCAGAUGUUUUAUUAAGUAAAGAAAAUGAACGAGUGCCUUUGGAAAACAAAGACUUUAACGAUGAUGGUGUUGGUGGUGAUUUUGAUCUCGAAGAACAAAAAUUACCGUUGUCAGUUGAUACUGAAAUUGUAGAAAAUAAACCAGAUUGUACGUACGAAAAUGCAAAACAGCUUGAGAACGUAAGUGAUAAAAGUAAAAGUCAUGAGGAUACGAUUCUCGAAGUUACGAUACAAGAAAAUAUUAAGCCAGAAAAAACUGAAAUCGCAUAUACUAUUGAUCUAAUCAGUCAUGAACGAUCUGUCUUAGAAGAAAAUGAAAAUAUCGGCUACGAUAUUGUGGGUCAAAUUGAUAAUGGAACUAACAACACUACGGAGGUUAGCGUUAAUACGAGUAAACCUGAAAAAGAUACUUUUGAAGAAAAUGUUAGCAAUUUUGAAGCUGAUUAUGUUAAACAAUCUCUUGUUCCUCUGGUUUUCGAAACACCGCAAUCAGAAAAAGAAAAAAUAUCUACUCUCGAUGACACAUGUUUAAAUCUGAAGGAGGCCGAGGAAGAAGAAUUUGUUAUAGUUGAUAUUGUAAAAGAUGUUUCUGAGGAAAUCCUAAAUACGUCACCUGUCAACUCUGAUUCUGGAAGUGAUAAUUUACUAUUUGCAAAUAAAACUAUUGCAGAAUCGGUACCAGAAACUGAAGAAGCUGUUACGGAAAACAGCAAAAAACAAUAUGAUCAAAAAAUGACCGACAGCAUAAACUUGCGGACUGACGAGAAGCUACCUGAUUAUCGUGACAAUCUGCCACUAACCCUUGAUUUUGAAGUGGACUGUGAAAUUAUAAAAUCGACUUUGGCAUUUGAUAAGGAAGAGGAACUAAUUCAAGCAAAACACAUAAACGAGUCUUCCGUUGAAUCUACUUAUAGCUCAAGGGAAAAUAUUUGUUUACAACCUAAAACUACAAUUGAGUCGCAACCAAUUGAUACGCAAAUAAGACAUAACAUACUUAGCACUGAUGAGGAUAUAUCAACUUUGAACUUGAUAGAAUCCAACUUAAACAAAACUAACGAAAAUUUAAAUAUUCCUCCCAAUAUAGAUUGCCUUAAUACUGACGAAGAAAAUGACAUACCUCGUCCUGAAAAAUCUCCUAUUCAUAGCUUGCAUGAUCUCCUUCCUGAAAUAGAUUCUAUUCCGGAGUUUAAACCUGCAUAUACCUCAAGUUCUGUUCUAUAUUCAAAAUUAUCAGCUGAUGCACCAGAAUUUAAACCAUCUUAUAUGUUUACGCGCGAUGACAACAAAGAUUCAGAGAGCGUUACAAAUAUUGAUAUGAUACAAAAAAAGCAAGAUAACACAAAAUCACAAAAGGAUGAAGAAUCUACUCCUGGUCCCAGAAAUACUUUGGAACCUAUGACUGCUUCAUAUUCUUCUGUAUUAUUAAAUAAAGCGAAGGAACUGCAAGACAAAUCAAAAACAACUUCUCAGUCUCCAGAGAAAAAGGAAAGUGUUUUAAAACCAUCCACUGCUCAAGAAAAAGAAGAACAUCCUGAUACAAAAUCAAAACAAAAAAAACGAAAGAAGAAAGAUCUGGACAAGCGAGAUUCAUCUUUGUCGCUUGUAUCCGACACUGAUAACACUCUUUCUAAUGUAAAACAAAACUUGGAGACAACCAAUGUAUGGACUAAGGCUGCUGAAGAAGGCAAAUCCUACGCAGAAGUUGUUGCCGAAGGGUUAAUUGGGGAUGAACCAAAAGAUUUACGGACUCACCAACACUUAGACCCGCCUAUUGUUUCUGAUCAAGAAAUUAUUCCAAUUUUGUCUGAUAAUUCUCUCCAAGUGGUAGAAACAAAGCAAGAAAAUCUUAAAGGAGUAGAAGAAUCUCAAACUUCGUGGGCCAAAAUUGUGGCAAGUAACCGACCCUCGCCAGAAAGAAUGAGUAAAGUAAAUGACCCAAUUGUAGAGAUCACAAGUUCUUAUAAACCUCCCGUUAUAUUAGUCGAUGAUUCUGAUAGCGAGAUUCAGCGUUCUGAUAUUCAUGUGGAUGAUGACGGUUUUAUAAAAGUCGAUCGAAAUAGGCGUUCACGUUCAAGAUCACGUGACAAUCGUAGUCAGUCACCAUCAACUUCAAAAUUAAUUCAAAAACAGCUUACUCCAAGAGACAAGUCAGAAAAUAGAUUUGAACCACUAGUAAGUAUUCUUAAAACAGAAGAAGAAUCUCAGGGUGUUGAAUCCGCUAUUGGAAGAAUUACAACAACAAAGGCGAGAAAAAAUCGUUCUUCUCAACCAAAAGAAGAAAUAAAAACUAAAACACCUCACAUUGCUUCAAACCCACCAGAGGAAGAAAAACAACAAAUUAAAAAAGAUAAAAAGAAAAAAGUAACUAAAUUAAAAGAUAAACCAUUAAAAUCUAAUGAAACUCCAGAUCAAUCUGAAUCGUCUCUUGAUAGAGUAAUGGAGGACAAAGUAGAACCAACUAAGAAAAUAGAACCUCAAAGCCAAAAGAAAAAUAAAAGCAAGAAGAAAGAUAAGAAAACUUCUCGUGCUAUUGAUGAAACAAGUACUCCUUUAGUGCCAGGAAUGAGAACAGGACAACAAGGAUCAUUAGAACAAGAAAAACUUGUAGGACAUGGUACAACAAAAGAUUUAACCCCUGUGUCGACACCGGAAAUUAUGCAAACGCCUAUUAAAGACAAACCGUAUUCCGAAGCUCAAUUUUGGAAGAUUGACCCUAGUGGAAUAGAUGAAUUAAACAAUUUGUCGGAAAUUUUAACGAUUGAAGUUAACAAACAAGAAGUGCCUAAAUUACAACUUUCAGUCCCAGAAACAAAUAUUGAUGAAACUCUAAUGGAAAUUAAAACCGACGAUGAAGCGUUAUGCGAUGUGGGGGAGGAUAUUCAGAGUCAGAUAUCUGAAGAGCAGUCUCUUGAGAAUAAAAUGGCGGACUUACAACGAGAAAUAGAAGAAAUGCUCUUGCCUGAAAAUGACCAUUCACUAACAAGUGAUGAUAUUCAAAUAGAACUGUCACAGACAAAUAUUUCAAUCGAAGAACAACAAGAUGAAAUACCAGAUUCUAUAAGUCCUAUUCUUGCUUCCCCAGACCCAGAAGAUACUUUAUUGCAAACAAACGAUUAUUGCAAAGAAAACGUAGAUGUUUCCAAAAGUGAACAUAUCGCCGUCAGCAUGGUUGAUGCUUUACUGGAAGAAUCAAAUUCGCCGCUGUUAUGGAGAGAGCCAGUGAUUACAUACCGCAACGAAGUGUUUGAAGAUUUAUCUUUGAAUGCGACAGCAAAUACUACAGAACAAAAUAUUGUUGAAAACCGGACAAAUGAUAACAUUAACCUUCUCAACCAUACUAACAACUCCGAUAUUGCUACUAACAAUAUGAUUUAUCUAAAACCAGAAAACUUUCGGUUAGAAAAGUUCGUCACGGACGACGCUGAAAAACGUUUAGCUGAACAAAAUGAUGUAGUUGUCACAAAAGACGUUAACGAGAAACUAGAAAAAAAUCUUAUGAAUGAUAAAUUGUUUUGGCUCGAGAAACAUUUGUAUCACGACGCGGAAUGCCAAUACUUCAUUUCGCUGGCAAACCAAUCUAAAGCGUCCGCUAACAUUCAAACCGAAUUAGAGAUCAAAGACGAAGAUAAAGAUCCGGACGGUGGAUCAGGAUUCUCGUCUAAUGCAGAAAAUAACAUUUCGCAAAACCGGUUCGGCUCUCCCUGCGAUUCCAAUUACAUAUCCAUGGAUCUUCCAGGAGGGAUAUGUAGUUGGAAAGACCAAAGUUCAUAUCUAAGUGUAGAGACACCGACGGAUUCAUUGAUUCGCUUAGUUUCCGACAUCCCAGAGGAUACACUAACACCCCUAUCUCCCGCGCAAGUCGCGCCCUCCCCCCUCCCCCCGCCCGCACAGGAGCCGACUACAGCAGAGAGGAUCCCGAAGGCUGCCAAGGAUGACUUGUCUAACGAUAUUGAAACGCUGCUAGAGGAAGUUAAAAUAGUACAAUCGAAUCUCUCCGACCUUCCGGACGGAAGCCUCGACGCUAUGGAGGAAGGCCUUCGGGAGGGAAUAUCAAUACUAGAAAAGUGUGACGAGGCAGCUGUUUUGUUAGAGCAAAAAAUCAUGGAGUUCCGAGAGGAACCUGAGGUGAAGGCGUUGCUCCGAGAGCUGGUUUCAAUAAGGGGACGGAUUGCAAAGCUUUUAGUGCAAGCGCGCCAAGGAUUAAACACCAUCCAGGUAAGAAAGGACGCUAAAGUUCAAGUAGCGAAGCAAACCAAAGAAUUGGAAGAACAAAAGGAAAAAGUAGCAAGACUAGACCGCUGGCUUGAAAAUAUUAAUGAGGAACUUAAGGAAUCCACCCAACAAGCCGAUGUAUUAACUGAUGAAGAUAUUGUUAGGUAUAUUGAAAUUUACGAGAGAUAUAUUAGAGAAUACGAAGAAUACGAAGUUUUGUUGAAAUCUGUGAUAGUGGUAAUUUAUGAUGAUUCUAGUCACUUAAAAGUGAAAUUAGACGUAACGAGGAAAUCUCUUGAAACAACAAAAGAUCUAGUCAUUAAAGAAAUUGAACGGUUAAGACAAUUGCUGAUACAAAUCAGAACUGCGCCUGAAGUAGCCGAAGAUGAUAUAUCCCAGACAGAUAGAACUAUUGACUCUACGUCCAUGCCGGAAGAAAUUGUGUCACCUCGGGAAAUGAAUUACGUUCCGGAGAGAGUAGUAGUGGAAAUGAGUAUUCCAGAAAAUAAAGAAUUUGAUGGCAACGAUAAACAAAAAACCGGCACUAUCAUUGAAGACAUCCCAGCACAGAAUGUAAAAUCAAAAACAAUAUCGAAAGAAACAAGUGAGCUCAGACAACCGAAGACACACAUUCAAGAACUGCUUAUACAAGGGGAAUCAAAACCUAGUGCGACAAUUGAAACACAAACGGGUAAAAGUCUUCAGUCUGAAACACCAUAUCUUGUCGAUAAAUCUGUUUCCUGUGCUCCAGAGAAAAAACUUACACAUGACGUGUCUAUAACGUGCAUACCACAGGCAGAGGUGGAAGUACAAACUAGUGAACCCAAGGAUCUUGAAGAAAUUCUAGAAAAUAUACAAGUUAAACAAACAACAUCCGAUGGGCACGAAACUAUUGAAAUUGCUAGCCGUCCUGUUACAAGGGAACAAAAAAUGGAUGAGCAGUCAUUAUUUGUUGAUGCUCAUUAUCAAGACGAUAAAGAACACAAAGAUUCUCAUCUCAACAUAGUUCACAGCUUGCCACAAUCCUUUGAAACAGUUAUGGUAGAACCUGAUGAAACCACGACUGAAGUUAUUGUUGACGCUGAUGGAACAAAACGAAUAAUCGUUAAAAAAGUUAGAAAAACUCUCGUCACAAGACAACAAAUAAUACAGGGUCAUCAACAGGAAUCUCAUUUACUAUCGGCUGAAAAUAUACCACAACACUCUUUCUCACAGUUGACACUUGAAGAAGAAGUUGGUUCAAAGUCUUUCCUACGGGAUGAUGGUGGCCAAAGACAUAUGGAAUACCAAUUAUAUGAUGGAAAAGUUAUAUCGGGAUUACCUGGCAGUGAAGUAACAAUCGAAGAAGUGACAUCUCGACCUGAUUUGGCUAUCACAAUGGAUCAAGGUAUAAGACCCGAAGAAAUACUUCAACUUGCAGAAGGAGAAAUACAACCACAGAUAAAGACUUCUUCUAGUGUUACAGCUGUAGUUCAACAAAUUACAAAACGAAUUGUUAAAACUAGACGCAGAGUUAUUCGACGUGUUGUUAUUAUCGACGGAAAAGAACAUGUUACAGAAGAAAUAGUUGACGAACCAGAUAACGUGGAAAUUUUUGAAGAAAAGAUUCCUAGAGUUUCUAUUAAUGUUAAGGAAAGUGAAACAAGUCAUGUAUUUACUGUUGACCCGGAUGACAAACAUCAACCAGAAAAAUCUCCAAAGUCGAAUGAAGAUAGUGAGCAUCUCCCGUAUGAAAGAAAAUCUGAAAAACAUGAGUCUCCCUUUAGAGAAAGUUCAGAAGAUAAUAUAUUUUCCCAAGGAGACCCAACCUUAGAAACUAGAACAACUAGCAACAUUAAGUAUCCAGAAGGUAAUGAGGAUAUAAAAAGACAACUAAGGGAAAUUAUACAAAAAGAAAGUAAAGAGUGCAAUGUAGUUUUACCAGGAGAACCAAAACCUCCCAAGGAAACUUCAUUUACGAUACCUGAAACUGUAACACAAAUAGUGAGUGCUGAUGAACAAAUAAGCAACAUACCGAGUGACAUUCAAUCCACGGAAACUACAUCUUCGGCUACAAUAAUCCAACAGAUUAUUAAAACAGUGAAGCGAAAACGGCGUAUAAUAAAACAUAUUCAAAUAAUAGAUGGAAAAGAACACGUAACCGAAGAGAUCAUAGAAGAACCAGACGACGAAGAAGCUGUCGAAGGUGAACCAACAAUUACUUACACACAAAAUCCAGAAUUUUCAACUAAGAGUAUUAAGAUAAUAAGAAAAGUUUGUGUGAAAGAUGGCAAAGAAUAUGUGACGGAACAGAUAGUGGAGGAGCCUGAAGAUGAUCUUUCAGAAGCAACUAAAGUAAUAAAUAUUGAAAAACCAGAAAUUUCUGAUUUUAAAACAGUUGAAGAACAAGAUUUUAUUAGACACACAAGACUUCCCCGAGACCAAUACAUUGCUGAAAUUAGCAAAGAAUUACUGGCUAGUGAGAUAAAUGACUCGCAAUCUCAAAUACAACAUGCAAAACAAAAUAUUAAAGAACAAUCUCAAGCGUUUAUAGAAAUUGAACAAAUCGACAAUUCGCCUCAAAAUGAUGAGAAGCGUGAUGCUUUAUCAACAGACAAGACCCCUGUUUCAGGCGAAAUUAGUAAAAUAAAUGAACAAGUUGUUGAAUAUAAAUCUGAGACACCGAAAACAGAAGUCAUCAAAUCUCAGAACACUGAAGAAAGAAGCUUAGAUAUUGGCCUGACGGAAGUGCUCUCAUCAAAUAAAGAAAUGCUAGCGCAACCUGACCGAGAUGAUAGCAAUGAUAAUAUCGUUACAAAGAUCACGAAGAAGAAAACGCGCGUAAUAAGACAUAUUCAAAUUAUAGAUGGGAAAGAACAUAUAAGUGAAGAGGUUAUACAAGAACCGGAUGAGGUGCAUUUUGUGGAAAGUGAUCCUAACGAUUAUCCACAUGUACUUCAAGAUGAGGUCGUUAAAACAAAAAAUUUGAAGAUUUUACGUCAAGUUCAAAUAAUUGACGGUAAGGAGCAUGUUACAGAAAAAGUUAUUGAAAGUCCUGAAACUACUGACUUUGACUAUAUUCAAUUACAUCAACCAGACGUUGUUGACGUUCCAACACAAUCAAUACCGACUAAUGAGACUAUUUUAGAUAAAAAAUCUGAAGGUUCAAUAAUAAUAGAGGAACCGCUUAAAGAUAGAGAAGAAUCAAACCUAACCAUAAAUGAGGAGUUUGUUAAUAAGUUAGCGCCUAAAGAUAUUUGUGACACGCCUAAUAUAAUUUCAUCAUCCAAAUCUGUUGAAGAAAAACCUGAAAGGGAUCUGACGCAAAGUUUCCUAGAAAGGGAAAUUGAACAUUCAAAUCUUUACAUCAUGCCAAUGGAGUCAAUAGAAAAAGACCACGAUAGAAACGUAUUACUUAAAAAUCAAGCUGAAACGGCUGAAGUAAAACAAGAGAAUGUAAUAUUUGAUACUGAAGUAAGCAAGGAUAUGCUUCCAAAGGAGGAAAUGGAUGUGAAAAAUCUUAAUUUACCCAUUGAAUCCCAAGCCUCAGAGCUUUCUAAUGUCGUAUGUGAACAGUCUCCGACAGCUUUUGAUUCAAAAUCCAUUGAAGAUCGUGUCAGCUCUCGAGAUCCUAAGCCAACAGUACAAAAUAUUAUUUCUCCUAAAAUUGAUCUUCUCGAAUUCGGCCGAAAUAACAAUGCUUCUGGAGUAAUUCAAAAAGUUCCUACAAGUGAUUUAUUAAGUGAUAUCCAAAUUACUGAUGAUAAAUCUGUAAAUAUCGCAGUAACUGAACUUAGCAAAGAAAAUUAUGAUACAAUCAUCGAUAGUGCAAAACCAUCGGAUCCUACCCAUUUAGCUAGAAGAAAUAGUGAAAGUGAAAAUGAACAAAUACCUAUUGUGCACAGUAAUUUGAAUUCAGAAUUAAAGGAUUCCACAGAUAUUAAAGAAAAACCUGCACAUUUUGAGGAUGAGAUUGUUCCAGUUCUGGAAAAAGCACCAAAAAGUUAUAUGACUACUCAUCAACAAACUAUUGAAACACUUGAUGAGCCUUCAUCGGACUUAAUAAAACAUAAACUUAUAAAAACUAUUACUAAGACAAAAAAACGUAUUAUUAAACAUAUUCAGAUUAUAAAUGGAAAAGAACAUGUUACUGAAGAAAUUAUUGAAGAACCAGAAGAGGUAGAGAUUGUUGAGAGUGAUCCAACUUCCCAUGCACAUGUGCUACAAGAGCAAGGUAUUAAAACCAAAACAUUGAAAAUAAUACGUCAAGUACAAAUAAUAGAUGGAAAUGAGCACGUUAUAGAACAAGUUAUUGAGGAUCCCGAUGAUGAGUAUGUUCCUGCAACAACUGUUCUUGCUGAUAUAGAAGUUCAGUUAAAACAGUCACAAUCAACAAAUGUUCCGACACAUAUGAGUGAUGUCACACAAAGGCUUCUCGAAAGAGAAAUUGAACAUUCAAAUGUUCUGGCUGCAGAGCCUAAGGAUUUAAAACAACCCAAGGAAUUAAGAGCUGCAGAACCCAAAGAAAAAAUAUCAAUAGAAGAAAAACAGACAUCGGAAUCGCAAGAUAUGAUUCAACAGCAACCGCAAAUCGCAACAACUGAGCUACUUGAUGUGCCCAUGACUACGGAAGAACAAGAAAUAGCCAGGGAAUUUUUGAGAUCUGAUGAAGUGGUCAGCGAUAACCUGGACCUAAAAAAUAAUGCAACAAAUCAAGUAGAAUUAAACAAACAUAUUCAAGUGCUAAGUGGAGAAAAAUUAAUACCAACGUUUGUUGAACCAGAACUAGAUACUGAUAAAAGUAUUGAACAAAAACUUAGUGAGGAACAUAUAGAAAAACAUAUUACAGUAAAAAAUAUUGAGGAACCAAGUUAUGAUACUGUUGUACCUGCCACUAAGGCACUUGUUACUGACUUAGAAGGCGCCGUUAAUAAGGAAGCAGAAAAAACUUUUAAUUUAAAACAGACAUCAUCUAACGAAGUAAGUAAGUUUGAAGAUUCAUUUAUAUCAAAAGAAAAAGAGUCAUUGUUUUCUGAACAAAACAUAAAAAAUAAAUCAACAGACCCAGAACUGGGCGAAGAAAUACCUUCAGAUCAAAUAGAAGUUGAUUCAUUACAAGAAAAUAUUGGUACUGCUGAGGAAAUUGUUAAAAAUACUGAAAGUUCCACUGAUAUAGGAAAGAAUAUAAGCUUGUCAUUAGCUGACCAGGGUAAAAAAGAGAAAAAUAAAUCUGGAAUAAUUGAAGAGUGUUACACUAGUCAAUCAAAAACGGAAGUGAAACCUGCUAGUGAAGGCAUUGUAAUAAUAGAAAGUGAUGUAAAUUUACAAAGCGAACAACCAAAAAUUUCUUACAUUCAACAGUUCGAAACUUUUAAACAUGAACAAAAUGAUGAAAGUCCUACACCUGUCCUACAGCUUCCAAAAGAUAUUCAGAUGCCCGCAAAGGAACAAGUUCAAAAGGGUUCUGAUUUAAAACAUGAGACUAAUAUGUUUAUUCAAACAGAGAGAUUGGAUACGCACAUGCAGGCUUUGGUUGGCAGUAGUUCGUCGUCUGAAAUCAAUAACAAAACGUCUAAAAAAGAUAUGCCUGAAAAAAAUAAUAAAUGUGAUUUUGGCAGCGAAACGGAAAAUAUCUCACAGACCGUUGAUAUAGCUAUGUCACUUGUGAAAACAGAUGAUAAGCAGGAAACCGAGCCGAAAAUUGAAAUGGAACUUAAAAUAGAAAACUUUGAAAAGACUUUGCCUUGUGUAGUAAAAAAAGAUAUAAAUAUUGAUUUGCCAACUCGAAUCCAUAUUACUGAAGAAAAACAAGAAAAUCUACAAGAGAAUCUCAAGGAUAUUAAAGAGAAAUCAGAUAAAUCCAAAAAGGACCAUAAAAAACGAAGUAAAAAGAAACAAAAACAUCCCGAAGAAGAAGCAAGUAAGGUUUUGGAUCCAGAACCAUUUUCUGAAACGGAAAAAAGUAUAGCGGAUACUGAGAGUUCAUCACUGGAACAUUACGUGCAACUGUCGUCCCCUACGCUUGUAGAAUCACCCAAGCCUUCCGACUCUUUACUAGAAAUGCCUAAAGAAAGUGAAUAUCCAGAAGAGAACAUUUCAGUGUCGAUGGUAUCAGACCACAAUACAGAAAAAGGUUACGAGCCUGAAGAUGUGUCUGUAAGUCAGGAAGAUAAAAAAAUGGAUAAACAAAAGAAACAUAAGAAACGUAAAGCUUACGCAGUAAGUGAAUCUACUACUUAUCCACAUCAAACCUCAACUGGAGAUGAAACUGCAAUAUCAACACCUGUCGAAAUGAAUGAGCCAAUUCAACAAAGGGUAAUAAAGUCGAAAAAGGGAAAGAAAAAGAUCUCCACCGAAGAUAAACAAAAGGAAGUAAAGUCAGAACCAGUUAUCACACCAAUCAGUCCAAAGGUUGGAAGCGAAAUAGUUACUUCUUCACCUCGGGAUGAAUCAUAUCACACAUUAAGUGAAACACCAGAAGUCAACACUGUAAAAAUUUUAGAAGAAUGCGUAGGAAGCAGCCCUGAGAUUGUUAAACGUGAAAUAAGUACCACGGUCACUUACCCAGUUAACGUCGUUGAAGAAAUUGCUACCACAGAAUAUUCUAUGCAAACUUCACCAGAAAUUUUGGAUUGUGAAAUAGAAGAAAAGGUUGAUAUUUCAAAAGUGGAAAAGACAGAUUUUGAGUUGCAAACCUCUCCAACUCCUGUAAGUGAAAUGUUGGUACAAACUGUACCAAUAGAGGACAAAGAAGCCCAUACGCAAACUUUGGACAAUAUUACCAUUGUAGAAAAAAUUGAAGUAUCAGAUAAUCAAAUUCAAACAAGUAGAUCGGACACACCGGAAGAAAUUGUUAAAAUAGAAAUGACUACUCAAGUUGUACCAAGAGACAUAGGCUCUUCUGACAAUAAAUUUUCACAAACAUCUUCUCCUGUGGUUGAACAAGAAAUAAAAUUCAAAGAAACUGAUAAUAGAGAUGUGCAAACUUCUCCUGAACCACAGGUCCAAAAAGACGAAAAGAGUACUGAAAUCGUUAUUGAAACAUUAGAUAGUGACAUACAAACUAUUAAACUCGACAAUGUAGACCAAGAAACAUCAACUUCUCCCACUGAACUUAGGAAUGUAAACGAAAUUAGUAUCCAGACACCAGCAGUAUCAGUUGUACAUAGCUCCACGCAAUCAGAGCUGCAGAAACCUGAAAUAGGUGAAGGAAACAUAGGAGAUAUCUUAGAUACAAAAGAUAAAAUUACUACAAUUGAUACCAGCCAACAAACUUCACCUCGUAAAGAUGAUGAACAAAAACAAUUCGAUAAUAUGACUAAACAAAAAGUUGAACGAAUUGACAGUACACAGCAAACUUCUCCUCGUGAUGACUUUAGCGCACCAAAACCUUAUUCAACAGUACAAGAUAUCAGGGAGUUUGUUUCCGUAAAUGUAUCGCAACAAACAACACCAAGAGAUACUUUCGAAACUCAGCUUCCGAUCAAGGAAACGAUAGUCAAAGAUAAUAUUACAGUUGAUAAUACACAACAAACAUCUCCAAGGUUCUAUUCAGAAGAUUCUAUAUCAACAUCCACAGAUGAGCCUUAUGAAGUCCACUUAAGGGCUCAAAUAUCUGUUCCACAAAUAGCUGAUGAUUUCUUAGAAAACGAGCGACAAUCACAAAUAUCGUCGCAAUCAAUUCUUGGUGACACACAAAAACAAAAAAAGCGAAAAUCUAAAAGAAAAGCUGAAUCUCCCUUGCAGUCUCCUGGUAGUCUUUCAGAUCCUAUAAAUGCUGAGCUUUCUAUGUCUGUGACGCCCUCAAGCGAAGACUUAUCUAGUAAAGACGUAUCAUCCAUAGAUGAAGGCAUAUCCCAAAUAGUGAGUCCUAUUCACCCUAUCUUACAUGAAACAAAUGCAGCUUCUAAACCGACUUAUUCGGAUGUCGUUCAAAGAUCGAAGUCAAAAUCACCCUCUCCAUCAAAAACGGUGAUUACAAAACCACAAAAAUCAGAAAAAGAAAAAUUACUUGAAACAUUAGAAAAAAGGACUCAAUCUAUAAACGUGUCUCAAAAAUCAGAUGAUUCAAUGACGGUCGCACUCAUAGAACCAUCUGUUGAAAAAUCCUAUGAUUUGGUCGUAAAUAAAGAGCUGGAAGAAGUUGUAAAUGCAAUGAAUACCCACGACCCAAGCAAAGUUGACAAGAGCGUAAUUAUUGUUAUUAAAACUAUAUCUAUAUGGCUAGAAGAAAUUCAAUAUAGAAUUAAAAGAGAAAUUAUAACUGGACAGACGUUCUCUGAUGACACUGAACGUUUAAAACAAUUAGAAAAUUUCGUUAAAAGAUUAAAAGAAACUAUUUGCAUAACUGAAAUUAAUGAAGAAACUAUAACGUUGAUUGAAACAUUGACUCGACAAAUAAGUGCCGUUAAUACGCUCAGCAACCAAAGGCCAUUAAGGUUAGACGAAGAAGAGAAAAAGUGGGAAAAGUUUUUAUCUGAAGUGGAAAGGUUAAAACAUUCAGUUGAUAAAGUGAAAUCUAAUCUUGACGCUUUAAUUAUGUCAGAAGCAACCACUCAAAAGAAAUUAGAAGAUCUAGAUGAUAUUGAAAACGAUAAUAAUGACAAUGUUGAAAAUGUAAAGAAAACUUUCAAACUUUACAGGAGCCUCAUAGAAUCAAAUCCUAAACUGGAAUGUCCUGAUGCUCUAUAUGUUUGUGAUGAUAACACCAAACAAGUGGAAAAUACUAUCAACACUGAAAGAGAUCGCCUAUUGCAACUAACGUCUUUGGCUGAAGAAUAUGAACAAACAUUGGAGGACUUUGGACAAAUUACGGAUGUAGCUGAAGCAUUACUUGACGGUAAAAUUAUUGUAUCUAACUUAGAUCAUCUUCACGAGGAAAUACAAAAACACAGAAAAUUCUUUGUGAAUCUUAGCCAUUGCAGAGCAAUUCUAGAAUCUCUAGAAAAUAAUCUGGAUAACGAAACUAGAGCAAAAUAUUCGGCUUUACAUCAUUCCCUGCACGAUAGGGCAACAACGAUUAUAGAUAGAGCUGCUGGCCGAGCCCAACAAAUGACUCUUGCAGCAUCGCGGUGGAGCACUCUUGACCAAGGCAUGAAACAAGAGCAACAGUGGCUUAUAGUAGCUCAACAAAGAAUUCCAGAUUUGUCAAAUGUGACUUCAAUUGACCACGAGCAAUAUAUAAAUCUUUACCAAUCGAUCAGCCUCGAUGUUUCGCAUCAUUACGCGAAAAUGUUAAGGCUAAUGUCGAUAACGGAAGGGCUACAGGGAUUAAUUAUUUGUUCAGGAUUAGAAUGUGAGUGUUCGACAGCACUUGACACUCUAUUCAGGCUCCAAGAGGACAUUGAUUCACGACUAACACGUCUCACUGCUUUUAAAGAAACUUGGAUAACAUACGACCAUCUCAUAGAUAGAAUCGAAGGCUGGAUGAAUUUAGCCGUUAAAGAACUAGAAUACAUUACUCCCGAAAAUAUUACAACUACCAAUAACCUCAGAAGAUUCUGGGAAUUGAAAGCUCAUCAUGAAGUACACAACACAUUAAAAAUUGAAUCAGGUAUUCAAUUUGAAAAAGCAUUAGAAAUACUACCAAUUUCAGACGAAAUGGUUCAACGACAAUUCUUUUCGAAGAUUGAGGACAAGUGGCGGGAUUUAUCAACAAAGAUUAGCAGCAUUCAUUCGACAGCCAUUCAAACUAUAUCUGAUCGCGAUGUACCUUCCAGUGAAAAAUUAACAAUACUAGAGGAUGAAAUGAGAGAACUAGCCGCUAUGUUAGAUGGUUUGAAAGGCGUAAUCAAGAGUGAAGACGAGCUCAACCUUUACAUUGAACGUUUACAAGUUAUGACAGGACGAAUAGACAGAAUACAGAACGAACUCGGCAGAUUGAGCUUGUUGCCAACAGCUGAUAGCGAAAGUCUCAGUGCACUACUGAAUCAAUCCAGCCUAUUGGACGAUCAGAUAUCAGAAGAAUUGGAGCGGAGUCUACUACUUAAAGAAAAACUUGUACAAGUUCAAGCCGGUAUCGCUCGCUGCCAAAAAGGUCAAAGAAGGGCUCAGCAAAUUUUAGAAGAGUGCGAAUCCGCCGAGCGACUCGAGAGCGAUGUGGUGGAAAGAGCCUCGCAGACCUGCGAUAAACUUAUAGAAGAUCUAUCGACACAAUGGCGGGAUAUCCUCGCGCUGAGGCAGGCUCUCCACACCUUGCCAACGAGUUUACGCGUCUGUAUGUCACCACUAAGUGUAGAAAGGGACAUUUCUGCUUUGCAGGAAAGCCAUUCGUCCCUCGAGUCAGCAUGUAACGACCUGAGCGCGCGGCUGCGUGCCCGUGUAGCGCUGUGGCGGCGGUUCGAGCGGCAGCUGGAAUUAUUGCAGGGUGCCGUUCGAGAGGCCGACUACAUGGUAGAGCUGCUCACCGUACAGGGACAAGUCGACUAUGACCGAUUGCUCAAGGCCACAGAGAAACUUGAGACAUUAAGCGACUCCCUCUCCCAACGUAACGGCGAGCUGGUGGGCGCUCUGCUCGAGGCGGCUCGUCCUCUUCAAGCCGGCGUCGAAGAUUCGGUCGCCGCACGACUCACCAAAGACAUAGACGACGCCACCGCCGCCUACCAUGCCACAUGCGCCAACCUCACGCAGCUCUGUGAAAAGUACAACAAGGCGGUAGACCUAUGGCGUCGUUACCGCAACGCCGCAGCAGGCGUGCGUGCGGUGGCCGAGAGACAAGAAGCGGCGCUGCACGCUCUCAGACCACACGACGCUCCCGCCGCGCACAGGGCAUGUCUCGAACAAGAGGCCCGAGUUGCAGAAUUACGCUCGUUGGCUGCUCGAGUUGCAGCUGAGACUGGCUCUAGAGCACUCCAGGCUGAUGCAGACGCGCUAGCCAGGAGGUUGCAAUUAGUCGCCGGUGCUGUUCAAGCUCUGGCCGACCUGGGAGAAGCCAGACAGCUGGCUCGAGCUAAGGCACAACAGGCUAAGGAAAUGUUUUGCGAUAUGAAACAGGAUUUAACUCCGCUGCAUGAGGACGGUGAGAUAGUUGAAGAUAAAUUGAUAGCGCUUCGGGAAAAUCUUAUAGCUCUCGGCAAGAGCGAAGCUCAUAUAGCUCCGGCCAAGGCCGAGCUGCCUGAGAUUGAUCGGGAAGUGUCCGACGAACACUCCAUUGUGAGAAUCCUGGAACUAUGGCAGGCCAUGUUCAGAGAUACCUUCCUUCAUUACCACAGACUAUCGACUGCGUUAGUGAGGUCGGGAGACGCUGCGACUGCGUUGCGGUUGUGGCAUGAAUACCUAUUGGACUUACAGUCGUUCCUGUCUGGAACCGUUCCUGCAGACUAUGAGAACUUAACUGAACACCGCAGACUGUGCCGAGUUCAUAGAAAUCUGUUGGCUUCCCAGCGCUCUGUUCUGGUAAACGAAAAUAGGGAGACGAAGAACAAAGAUCUUGCAGAUAAAUUUGACACUCUGACUAAUCUGCAUAACGAAACCUUGGCCAGAAUUGUUGAAAGACAUGACGAAGUUUGUUCGCGUAUCGCGGCUUGGGAUGAUUAUAGAGAAACAAACACUGAACUACUUCGAUGGCUGAAAGAAAUCGAAAGGGAGAAAGAAAAGUUACAGCUGCGUUACGUGCAUAUAAAGAGGAUACACAAAAUCCUUGCCAAAAUCCAGAAUCUCUCAGAAAGACUUCCUGAAGGUAGGAAACUAUCAGAAAAAUUACUUGGUAAUCUCAAAAAAGUACUGGACUUUACGGAAGACACAUACGCAGCUUCUGUCAGGAUGGAAUACGCUGGUAUUGUUAAACGAGUCGAUAACUUACAAGCUAGUCUUGACACUUGGCGUGAUUUCCUAACUCGAAUACUGGGCCUCAUCGGGGAGUAUGAAAAUCUGACAGGUGAUCUAGUCAAGUUGUAUACGAAGUCACAAAGCGAAGUCAUGUCUUACUCUGAUGAAAAUCCACUUUCAAGGCCACAACUUUUGAAAGCUAUAGAAAAGUACAGAGAUUUAAGAACAAAAAUUGACAAGACUGAAAAUCAGAUAGAAGCUCUAAGUGUUAUCCAAGAACAGUUGAAGGAAUGCCUCAGUCCCCAGGACAUGAGAAUAGUGAACCAAAAAGUGUGGCAGUUGAGACAACAGCGAGCUGACCUAGAACACCAGUUGUCAAUCAUCAUCCAUAGACUUCAGGAAAGAGUGGAAGUGUACACGAUAUUCGACUCCCGCUUGAGUCGAUUUGAAGACUGGAUUUCCACAAUUGAAUCCCGCCUUGAGACAACUACUUUAACUAGUGACAUCGGAGCCUUAGAUCCUCAAGAUUUAAUUAGAAGGAUAAAUUCAGACAUCCAAGCGGAAACCGCUCUCAAAGAACGCGAGUUUGAAUGGCUCGCUGAAACUGGAACCGCUCUGAUAGAACUCUCUAAAAAAGAUGAGAAAUCAUACAGCAAAAAUACAUCCAAACAUCUACGGGAUGUACAAGAGAGAUGGCACAAAUUACAAGAAACUGGCAGGAGUCGCAUUGACAAAAUCAAUGAGCUGCUCGAGACCAUCACUCAGCUUGAAGAACGAUUGACAGAGCUAAGGUUAAAACUACAUACCAUCGAAGCAAACUUAUCAGCGUCAGUGGUCUUGGAGCAAUUAAGUACUAAAGCCGUGGACACUAAAUUCCAAGAACGGGAUGAAAUUCACAAGAAUAUCGAAGAAGAGAGUGGGGAGGUCGGCAAGACUUUGAAUCUUUGUGAACUCGUCUUCAAUGACCCUGAUGUCAUAAAGGGAAACUUUGAUCUCCGAAACCUUCGUACCGGAGUUGAUAUAGUUGAAAAAAAAUGGAAGAACAUUUGUAAUAUGUCCGAGCAGCGCAAAAAAUCUCUAAAGGAAAUUCGGAAAUCGGCCGAAAUAGCAAAUUCGCUGUUGCCGAAAGUGGAAAAGAAACUUGACGGCAUCGAAAAGAGAAUUGAAAAGAUCGAAGCUCGGAAACAACGGGGCGAGGAACAGGACGAGAGCGUCGCAAAAGCCGUUAUCAAAGACCUGGACAGUCUCGAGAGCGAUCUGAAAAAAUUAGAAGACGCCUACAGUCGUAUAGCCUCCGCUCGGGGUGUGGAACUGCGAGGAGCGGCUAGCGACGACGCAGCUCGUCUCCGAACCGCUAUGAGAAGAGGACAAUCAUUACGUUCCCGCGUACUCAGCGCCGAUGCGGACGCGCACGGACGGUUUGUGGCCGCACAUGGACGGGCCGUCGUGGCGCUGGCGGAAACGGAUGUGAGGCUCACUAAGGCUUUACAUCUCUCGCCUGCUCCCACAGAUACACAGGCCACGCUCAAGGAACUCGACGGUGUGGAAGUAGACUUGCGAGAGUGCGAAGCACUAGUCGAGGAAGCGGAUAGACUGGCGGUAGUUGUCAGUUCGAUGUCGGGUGUUUCCGACAUGGUGGGCGAGUAUCGAGCGCUGUGCGCUGACGUACGAGCUCGUCUCUUAGCGGCGCGCGCGAGUGUGGUGAGCGACGUUGAAGCCGCUGUCCAAACGGAGUCCUUGCGCUGGGAGACUGAUGCCUCGUUACAGGUUGAUACGCUCACCUCUAAGGAAACCUACAGGGUGGAGCUGGAGGCUGCGGUCAGAGAGACCUCCGACGCCUUAGAAGCUUUAAGAACGGCAUUGUUAGUGGAGUUGAAGGAGUACGCGACUCGCGAGGAACAAGCCAACGCUGCUAAAGAAAUCGCCAAAGCUGGAGCGAAACCUGAACAAACAUUGGAAUUAGCAAAACAUUUAUCGGAACUACUACUGACGGAGUGCGACGCGACAGAGGAGGAAGCUAUGUUGAAGGAGGUCGAGUCCCUGUCUCUGAGAUACGAGGACCUUCUCCCGCAGGCGAAGAAACGGGAACUGCAGAUACAGGAGAUGAGGUUGCCCCACUCAGCGUUGUACGCUCUCACGUGCGAACAUGAAUCCGGUAAACUGACGUGUCCUCAAUGUACGGAUCGAAACUGGCGUCAACUGGACAAUGAUCUGUGGCGGCUGGAGCAGUGGCUGCAGUUCGCGGAGGCCACGGAAGAGGCGCGGACCGACCCUCCCGAGGCCUACGAAGCCCUGGAGGACGUAAUACAGGAUCAUCGCGAGUUCCUGCUGGACCUGGACUCGCACAAGUCGCUAGUGGUGUGGCUGAACCUGGUGGGAUCCCAUGUGGCGGGUCACGCUCGGCGAGAGGCGGACGGGGCUGCGGUGACGGCCCGGCUCGCGGAGGCCAACCGCCGUUGGGACUCCGCCUGUCGCGCCGCCGCUGACUGGCACGCCCGGCUGCAGACUGCCCUCAUCAAUAACAGAGAGUUCCACGACAUCGUCGUGGAGCUGGUGUCUCAGUUGGCGGCGGCGGAGCGCACGGUCCGCGCCCGCGAGCCGCUCAGACUGACGCGGCCGGCGGACCAGCUGCGGCAGGAUUUCCAGCGGUUCACGGAGCUCAGGGACGAGCUGGCGAGAGCUGAACCCAGGGUGCUGGCUCUCAGGGAUGCGGCGCAGCUGCUCAAGGACGACGGAGAAGAUGUCUGCCGCAGGUUGAGUGAGCUUCGUCUCCGUCUCAAGUCCCUCCGCAAGCUGUCCGGCGUGUACGCCCUGAAGCUGGGCGCGGCCCUGGCUAGAGCUCCGGGGGGCGCGCCCCACACGCACGUCAUCAUGGCCGCCGCCGCCUCCUCCUCGGCUCAGCUGCUGGAGGAACCGGAGCCCGCGCUGCCGCUGGAUGACGGGGUUGUCCCUAGCUCGGAGCACGAGGCGGCGGCCCUGGGCGGCGUGCGGCGCGGGCUGCGGUUCGUGCUGCGCGUGGCGAGGGCGUCGCUGCCGUUCCAGGCGCUGCUGCUGCUGCUCCUGGGCGCUGCGGCUCUCGCGCCGCUGUCCCCCUCCGACUGCCGCGCGGGGCCCUCGCUGUCGCCCGUCCUUCGCUUCCCGCACGGGCCUCCCCCCAUGUAGAUCCCCUCCCCCCGGCCCCCGGGUCCCUCCCCCGGAGCCCUGACAUUCCACAGCACGGUGCUAGGCCUGUAAAUACCGAGUUUUUGUAUAUUUGUAUCGAAGUGCCGCGCGUUAUUUAUGUAAACCGUAUUUAAAGAUGGCGCCGCAUCACUGUAUCGUAUCGUAACGGCUUGUAUACGGAUCCACGCAUCGUUACUUAACUGUCGACUAUUAGUGUGUAAGGAACGUUUACGAAAAUAUAAAAAUAAAGCCUUGCAUUGAUUAUAA
Danaus plexippus (monarch butterfly) is the source of this 47454-nucleotide messenger RNA. It is a transcript of the gene Msp300, whose product is annotated as muscle-specific protein 300 kDa. Gene Ontology annotation, cellular component: meiotic nuclear membrane microtubule tethering complex; cytoplasm; nuclear outer membrane. Gene Ontology annotation, molecular function: actin filament binding. Gene Ontology annotation, biological process: nuclear migration. The record is from RefSeq and is a predicted model, not a curated record. Lineage: Eukaryota; Metazoa; Arthropoda; Insecta; Lepidoptera; Nymphalidae.